ACAGAUGUGAUCAAGCUCCUAAAUGUCAGCCUAACAUCCGAAGCGACCAAUGAUCCCGGAAAAACUCCCUCCACGAACGGCUUAGCUUACAUCACAGUUAAUGGGAAAAACUACGCACCGCAGACUAAGGGUUUCAAUGUAGCUGUUUUUGACCAUCUUUCAGGUAAAUCGAUAAUCAAAGAAUGUUGCAAAUAGAACACAGGAAAACAGCAUUUGAAUUACAGAAUGAUUCCGGGGCCUUAAAGGCUGGAAUUCUCCCAACGGCGUAUCCUUUAGGCCCGUUCUUAAAAGGGCGUAAUAAUAUGCUUAGAAACUGUCGCAUACUAGAAUACGUUUUCUUUACCUCAGGCUUGUGAGUCUUCCUGUAGAUCAUGAGUGGAUAGAAAGCUACGGCUGUCACUGUUUGGGAAUUAUGAGUUCGAAUCCAUUCAGGGAUUGAAUAUUUUGUCUCUCUCUGACGCUCGCGAAAUAGCAAUAUUUACAUCUUUUGCUCAUUUAUUCAUUUGACAGCGAAACCUAAGCUAAAGAUAUCCACUAGGUAAUAAAGUAAAAAGUGAUCAGUAGUCUUGACAUCUCUCAUGUCUUCUCCAAUGCAGGUCGGUUUCUAACUUCAGCUGCAUUCGAUUGUACUGCCAGCCAGGCUAAAUGCGAUGAGUUAGGUACCUUUGUAAGUGGUCUGCCCCAGGAUACAGUAGUGUUGAUUGCAAUACAAGAGUCUGGUUUAGUAAGCGGUCGAAGUCUCCCCACUAGCCAACUGAAAGAGGUGGGAAUACAGUCAAUUACCACUCUUGGCGCCAACAGUUCCUUCACUUCCAUUGGAUACAAAGGAAAAAACGCCGUGGAUUGGAAAAAUGAAGCGCAUAAUAAUGACAGUGCACGUUCCACCACAAUUGCAGCACUUAUCCCUAUCAAUUGUUCUUACGUGCCAUCAGGUUAGUUUCGACCUUUUUAUCUACCUAAUUUUAUUGUUUUAACAAAGGAUACUAGUUAAAAGCCUUUUUUGUGUUAUUUCUGCCCUUUUUCUUCCAAAUCUUGCCAUGAUUUGAGUCGUCCAUAGUUCUCUCGAUCAUUACGUUCCAGUGUCCAAGAACUGCUUACUGUGCCUCUGAAGACUUAUGGAGACCGCCGGGGCGUUCGGCACUGGUGUGCCAAGGCUGUGGAAUAUUUUGAUCUCUGCAUUCGAAAGUGGCCUUCAUUAGCUAUUUGAAAAAAUGAAAACAAAAAUCUUUUCCUCACUGUCAAUUUAUCUUGGUUUUUUUUUAGAGUUUUAUAAAGGAAAUAAAGGGAGAUAUAACGAAUCGACCAUAAGAGGACACAGAAAAAAAUCUGAGCCCCAGAUGGGAUUCGAACCCACGACCCUCCGCGUUCUAGAUCGGAUGCUCUAACCUCUGAGCUACUGAGGACUCGUUGGCGAGCAAGGGUGAGCUUUGCCUGCGUGCAGACGUCUCCUAUUUCCUUUGUUGCACGCGGAAAAGGGACGUCUGCGUAACGCCGUCGCUAAUCGUGUUCCAGCGUCCCGCUGGCAGGGUAUUCUAUUUCGCAUAAAUUGUGAAAUAAUAUCCGGUUGGAAAUAAGAGUUGACAGGCCAAACAUAACAUCAUAAGCUCGUGAUAAUGCGAAACGUGACCUUGAGAGUCUGCUUAAACAGAGGUUUUUCUUCUUUUCUCUCUCGCGCGAAGAUUACUAGCACUACACAGUGCAUGUAGCAUUCUAAACUUUGACUAAGUAAAUCUCCUUUUUGUCGCACUAAGUCUUACAUUUAGAGGUCAUGAAGCAGGUUUGUUACAUGCAUACUGAGUAAUCAUUUCCUGUGGUUUAUGCUUCUGUGGGUGUUCCUGAUAGGAUUUGAUUUCAGAUGCAGUUGUAAAGUGUUUAAAUUUUCUAUGGCCUCUGUUUGUUACGGCUAAAUAAAGAUUUUACUUUCUUUGGCUGGCUUUCUCCGAAAUGCCUUCCUAGUGCGAAGUCCACGCCGCUUUUGUAGUUUUCUCAGACACUUUUUACAAAUGUGAUGUGAUGUGUCAUGCACAGUAAAUUGAUCUAAAUUGUAAAGAAAUAAUUUCCUCGCACACGUUAAAUUUUCCGGGACCUCGCACAAGAUUUCGAACGGUCUGCACACAAUGGCACAUGUUUUGAUUUGUUUUGGCUGGAAAACCCCGAUUACAUAAAUCACCGCAUACAUUAUCAGACCAGAUUCAAUAACAACCAAUUAGCGUUAAGUCAAACAAUGCGAACUGUGUGUCAGCCUAUCACAGCAUGUUCCCAAGAUCUUGGGAACCCAGCGGGACGCUGGAACACGAUUAGCGACGGCGUUACGCAGACGUCCCUUUUCCGCGUGCAACAAAGGAAAUAGGAGACGUCUGCACGCAGGCAAGGGUGGGCUCGAAUCCCAUCUGGGGCUCAAAUUUUUUUCUGUGUCCUCUUAUGGUCGAUAUCUUUACAUCUCCCUUUAUUUCCUUUAUAAUAUUAAUAUCAGUGGCAUAGGUUGUUUGGUUGGAGGCUCCUUCAUGGGUGAGACAUUUCUUACUAUUAAUGUGACUGUGUGAUACAGUUAAGCCUAAAUGUGUUGCUUGUGUUGGACUGUGUGACUGCGAGAUGCGGUUCGCAAGUCCAACCCACAAAAAAUGACCCUUGCUCGCCAACCAGUCCUCAGUAGCUCCGAGGUUAGAGCAUCCGAUCUAGAACACGUAGGGUCGUCGGUUCGAGUCCCAUCUGGGGCUCAGAUAUUUUUCUGUGUCCUCUUAUGGUCAAUUCUUUACAUCUCCCUUUAUUUCCUUUAUAAUAUUUUAGAGUUUUAGAGUUUAACUUUUAUUUCUUCUACACGUAUUAAUAUUUUCAAGCUCUGUAAAUUUAUCCUCACUGGUAUUUUCAGCUUUUAUAAAUUAGUAUCAUUAUAUUAUUGAGAUAUCGAUCAGUAAAAAAAUGGGUCCAUAAGGACGGUAGUUUAAUUGGUUAUAUAGAUGUUUGAAAAUUUUUAGAUGAGUUUUUGAAUGUUUUCUAAUUAAUAAAAAUGGGGACGCGAAUGUUUAAAAUUUAGAAAAACUGAAAAACAUUGGAUUUUUGGGUUGUUGAAAGUUAAAAAAACGAAGAUCAUCAAUUACCAAACAAAUACCAGAUAUUCCACCACCUCAACAAGGUGUCUCUGAGCCCAUAAUAAGAGAACUAACUGGUUUAUAUGUAUGCCUUUUCUACCCUAAUUUCUUUCUUGACUAUAGUUUCUUUUAUUUUUGUAGCUUCCACAGCUUGCAGUCCAUUCAACGUAGCUUCGCAAAAGUACGGUGGCAGCUGUAUGAAUUCAAGUAAUGGUGACUGUAGAUAUGCUACUGACGGCAAUUCUACUACGGGCUGGGAAUCUUCAUCAAGCGGCGUUAUCAAUUCCUACUUAAAAAUUGGAUUUCAUACCAGCUUUACUGUAAACAAGCUGCGAAUUCAGCAAAGUGUGACUACGGGGCAGCAGAUUCAAGAGAUUUUGCUGGAGUUCAGUGACUGCUCACACGAGAAGGUUAGUAAAUCCUGACUAUUUUCAGUGGUAACCUUUUGAGUUUUGCUUUUCUCGGAUUAAGACAAUCUAGACAUUUUUCGUGACAUUUGAAAUAUUCAAAGUCUUAUUGGAAGGUUAAAAUCCGUCUCUAUGAAUAAGUGACGUUACUGCUAGCUCAGUUGUCGAAAUAUGAAAUUUGCCUGAAUAAAAUGAGGCAACGUGAACAAAGUUUUGGCUCAACUUUAAAUUUUAUUUAACCGAAUCGUAUUUUAUAACAAAAUAAUUUAUUGAAUUGUAAAGAACGCACUCAAUGACUGUCCUUCCUCUGCUCGGCUUCCUUAAAAAGAAUAUUGGAGUUCAGCACUGUACGACCAACCCACGAUAGUCAGAAGCAGUGGUCCAAAUGCAAAAUGAUAAAUAAUAAUGAUAAUAGUAAUAAUGAUAAUAAUGGUAAUAAUGAUUAUCAUAAUAAUAAUGUUAAUAUUAUUAUUAUUAUUAUUAUUAUUAUAAAAACAAACAAACCCCAAGACAUUCCUUGGUGGUUUACGGGCGGUAAGACAUUAUUAAUUCCGAAGCCAGGUCAAUUUUCCAGCGAAAAUCAGCGCUCGAUUACCUGCUUAAACACCGUCUACAAGUGGUUUAAAAUUAAUGAAUCAUCACCUUAAGAAGUAUGGCUUGAUGGGGCGAGAGCAGCGAGGUGCGAGAGAGAAAUGCAGUGGAACUUUUGACAACCUCCUUAUUGACCGAAUGCUGUGUCAAGACGGUCAUUGGAGAAAGCGGAAUCUCAGUAUGGCCUAGGUAGAUGUUAGAAAGGCCUUUGACACGGUAGGUCACAGAUGGUUAGGAGAGGUGUUUGAGCUUGAUCGAUUCCAUCGGUGGUUAGACGUAGCAAUACGGCAAUUGAGUAAUAGGUGGAACACUAGAAUUGUGGUUAAGACGAAGCAAGGGAUGGAAACGUCAGAAAUGAUAACUUUCAUCGAGAUGAUACGCUUUAUCCAAGUCUCCUCAGCUUAUGCCUAAAUCCUAUAGCUUAGAAGCUCAAGGCAACCGAAGGGUAUAAGUUGUCCAAACCGAUCAGUCUGAAGAUAACAGAUCUGUUGUACAUCGAUGAUUUGAAGGUAUCUGCAGCGUCGGAAAGUAAGCAACGGAGAGUUCUAAGAUCUGUUAAGGAUGACAUGGAAUGUGUAGGUUUAAAGUGGAACGAGAAGAAGUGCGCGGUUGAACAUGUGAACAUAGAGUGUUUGAUUCAAGGGCGGAGAACUUGGAGAUUGACAAUGCUAAAGCAAUGAGUAGUUUGGAAGAAGGGUGCUCUUACACGUUUCUGGGAGUAUUGGAAACUGUGAAACAGGAAGACAGAAUUGUUCCUCAAAAUGCGGCGAAGGUGUACUUGCAAAGGUUAUCUAUUAUCUGGUCUAUCCCUCUGACAGACUACCACAGAGUGGCUGCGUCGAAACAGUAUGUUUUACCAGUUUUAACGUAUUCAUGUGGACCCAGACAUGGCCACUUGCCGACUUACAGCCGCUGGAUAAAGAAGGGCGUAAAAUUAUCGUGGACAAUAAUGGGAAUCACCCCCUGGGAUCGAUAGCACAACUCUACAAUUCAAGAAAGAACGGUAGAAGAGGCCGUAGAUCAUGUGUUAAGGGGAGUAUAAAAGCACUAAGAUCAAACCGGCUGUAAAAUUAUUUGAGAACUCAGAUACGACCAUGAGCGCCGCGAGGAAGUUUGAAGAGAACGCAGUGCAGACCGGGUGUCAGUCAAUCAUCAAAGAUGCUGAAAAGUGUGCCUCAGAGCUACACUUAACUCUGACUUUACAGCAUCCUAAUCCAAGGGCUACUACGAAGGAUGGUGACGAAAUAGGAGGAAAAAAACUUAAAAGACCACUCUUGCCAAGGCACAAUAGAAAACUUUUAGUGACACACUGGGAGAAGAGAAAUGGAAAGGGAAACUGGCUCGGCCCUUGAUAAUAGCAGCAGCCACGCAGGAAUUGUACCAACAGAUGUUUCCAACCAAGUUAUACCACCAAAGGCAAACUGGAAAAGGGAGUGGAACUUCACAUGUCAUGUGCCGAAUGUGUGGUAAAUUGCCUGAAAAUGUGUCGCACGUUUUGGCGGGGUGUGGGACACUCUCUCAGACUAAGUAUCUCGCGAGGCAUAACGCAGCUGUUAAAUCCUCUUCUUUGAGUUGCUGAAGGACCUUGAACUUAUUUCAGAAGUGUCUCAAUGGUCAAGCAGUAAAGGAACUUGUUGGAGAGAAGAGUGCCACCAUCUUACAAAGAAUGCAGAGAUCAGUCAUAUCGAGUACAUUAAACAUUGCGCGCAGUUUCAAAUUCUUGCUCAAGAGGAUUCUUGCUAAAGUGCUCUGUUUUAGAAAAAAAAAUUUUAUUGAAACUUUUAUGGAAACUUUUAUUAUGAUUUUGCCAUAUAUCUUAAGCUAAAUAGAAUGGUGGACAAAAUUUUAGGACAAACGGAAACAUCUCUAUUUUUUAUUUAACGUUUUAAUAUUUUACAAGAGCCGGCUAUGAUAUUCUUAAUAUUUCAAUAUUUAAAACAUAAGAAAGACUUCAUGGCGCUCUCUCCAGCUAUGGCUCAAAUAGCAUCUUCACCAAUAUGAGCUGUAGAAAUGUAAGGAAUUCAUACCGCAUCGCUCGUCGCGCGGGUCAACAAGGAGCGCGAGGAGCGCGUCCCUCAGUGAAUGGUCAGGGUGAGGUCGAAAAGUUGUCUACUGAUCUACCCUCUCAACCUGCAGUGGCGGCCAACCCAUCUCUGAGUCUCUCUCAACGGGGUCCUUCCACACCAGAACGGGCAGGUACCAACACAGAUAGAAGAAACACCAGACACAAAUGGACACGAGAGGAUUACAUUGAAGUCAUGUUCUGCUAUUUCAAGGCAAAGGCAGACCCCAGUGAAGGUGUAACAAAAGAUACAUUCAGAAUAUGGAGGGAAAGAAACCCAAAUGAAAGGCCCAAUCUAACAGCCAAUGCACUGAUUAACCAACGUAGAUAUAUUGAAAAACAACACAAACUAACAGAAAUUUAACUAGAUAACAUCAAGCAACGGAUUGAAAAUGAAUUGAAUGAACAAAACAACCAAACAGAUAGUGUAGUGGAUGAUGUGUUUGUAGAAGAUGCCAACAAUUGUUAUUAGGACUCAAAUGAAGAUGAGGUAAAACCAUCACAAAAUCCAUCUGAGAUCGAAGACCUAGUUAAAGAAAUUAAGAGGGCAAUAGCUGAAUGGGAAAAUAUCAGGAUGGCAGAGAGGCCCCCUCUACCCUAGAUAUCAAUGAACAGAAAAGCUUAGCUGUUGAUCAAACAAGCAAACCAAGCAAUUCAAUUGGUAAUAGCAGAAGAGGCACCCAACCUCAAUAACAUCAAUUUGUUACAAUAUGUCACUGCGUAUGUGAUAUUUGAAAAGAUGGGUAAAACGCCAAAACUCCCAAAGACAAAGAACAAUAAACGGCAACAACCAAAAUGGAGGACAAGAAUAGAGAAUCAGAUUAAAAGCAUGAGAGCUGAUCUGUCGGUACUAACGGACAAGGCACAGAAAGGUGAAAACCAAAAGAUCUUCACGAAAAAGCAAAGAAUUAAAAAGAAAUACAAAAUAACAACAAAUCAAGAACUGCAAACAGUAAGGGAAUCCCUUAAAAUGAAAAUUCAAGCAAAAGCCCAAAGAAUGAGGAGAUAUGUAAAAAGAAGUAAACAAUUCAGUCAAAACCAGGUGUUUGCAGAUGUUAUCAGUUGAAAAACCACCUAAGAAAGAAGCAACAGAAACAUUUUGGCGUAACAUCUUGGAGAACGAUAGAGAGCACAACCAUUCAGCAGAGUGGAUAAAGAGGGAGGAGCAGAAAUAUGCUGAUACAGAAUGCCAACCAUGGGAGGACAUAAGCCAAGAUGAGUUGCAGACUGUUUUAAAGAAAGCAAGCAAGUGGAAGUCACCCGGCCCUGAUGCAGUUCCUAACUUCUGGCUAAAGCACCUCACAGCACUACACCAACACCUACUGAAUGCAUAUAACCAAGCAAUAGAACGCCCAGAAAAUCUGCCUGAUUGGUUCACUACAGCACAAACAUAUUUACUACCAAAGAACAAAGACACAGAGAACCCCUAAAACCAUAGGCCAAUUGCCUGUUUAUCAACAUCCUACAAGGUGCUCACAUCGAUUUUAACCGAAAGAAGCUACACCCACAUCACGAAGAAUGAUAUAUUGCCGGAAGGACAGAGAGGUUGUGUCAGGGGUUCAUAUGGAUGCAAAGAUCAGCUCCUAAUAAAUAAAAUGAUCAUAGAAGACUGCAAAAAGAAGAAAAAGAACCUGAGUAUGACUUGGAUAGACUACAGAAAAGCCUAUGAUAGUGUUCCUCACAGUUGGAUACUGAAGACCUUACAGAUGUACAGAUUUAAUGAAAAACUAAUGAAGAUCAUGAGAACCUCAAUGAGCAACUGGAAAACUACGAUGAAGCUAUCUUACAAUGAUGGAUGCAUCACAACAGAUCAGAUCAAGAUCAAAAGAGGGAUCUUUCAAGGAGAUUCAUUCCCACCUCUGCUAUUUUGUCUAACCCUUGUGCCUUUAACAUCAGAGCUGGCUACAUCUGGGUAUGGUUACAAGAUCUUAAACACAAGUGCUCCAAUCAGCAAUCUGUUUUAUAUGGAUGAUCUAAAAUUGUAUAGCAAGAACGAGCAAGAACAAGUUGGAGAACUGAAAAUAAUGAAACAAUUCAAUGAUGAUAUUGGUAUGGAACUUGGACUUGAGAAAUGUGCCAAAGCCAGUUUCAAGAAAGGUAAAGUGGCCUCAACUGGAAACAUAGUAAUAGAUGAUGACACAGAAAUACAAGAGUUGGACCAGGAAGGAGUAUACAAAUACCUGGGUGUAGAUGAAAGUGAUGGUAUCCAGCAUAGCAAAAUGAAAGAGAAGAUAAGAAAAAAAUAUAAUAGGAGAGUAAGAUUAAUGUCUAAGAUCUGAGCUCAAUGGAAGAAACAAAAUAGAAGCUAUGAAUAGUCUUGCAGUCCCAGUUGUGCAAUACAGUUUUGGCAUCAUUGACUGGAAAAUCUCAGAUGUUACAUCCUAAAACAUCCUAAAGCAGAUGUGGAAAGACUGUACAUCCCAAGAAAAUAUGGAGGUAGGGGCCUGAUUGAUGUAGAAACAGCAUUCAAAACAGCAACAAUAGUGCUUGAUCACUAUCUGAAGCACAAAGAAGGGCAAUAUCCAAAGCAGCUGCUUGAACAUGAAAGAUCUAAAGCCAAAAAUUCAAUAUCCAAGAAUGCUACUAAAUUCAAAAGGGAAGUAACAAUGCCAGAGGUUGAGAACAGAGAAGAUAAAUCUGCCUCUGAAAAUGCUAAAGCACUGAAACACGUGUUUAAGUCCAAGAUGAAGUCAAUGAAAGAAGAAAAGUGGAGAAACAAAGUAUUGCAUGGCUAGUAUCCAAAGAUCCUAGAGAAGCCUCAUGUAGACACCGUCACCACCAACAAAUGGCUGUCAAGUAAUUUCAAAGGAGAAACGGAGGGACUACUUGUAGCAGCUCAAGACCAGGCAAUGAAUACCAGAAACUACCAGAAAGUAAUAUGUGGCCAGCAAGUGGAGAGCAAAUGCAGAAUGUGUUCGCAACAUUAAGAGACAGUUGACCAUAUUGUAUCUGGAUGUGAGGUAUUAGCCAAAACAGAGUACAUCUCCAGGCACAAUAAUGCUGCAGCAUAUCCGGUCUCCAUUGGAGCAUCUGUAAAGAUCAUGAUAUAGAGAUUACAGACAAAUGGUACGAACACGAGCCAGAGACCGUGAUGCACAAUAAAGAUAACAAAAUCACCAUCAUGUGGGACAUGCCAGUCAAUACUGAUAGAACUAUAACAGCAAACAGACCAGACAUCAUCGUUAAAGAUUCAGUGAAUUCCACCUGCAAACUGAUUGAUAUGACUGUUCCAUCAGAUAGAAACAUCGCACUGAAGGAAACUGAAAAAAAAAGCAAGUGCAAAGACCUAGAACUAGAAAUACAGAGAAUGUGGCAUAUGAAAACCGUAGUGAUCCCUGUGGUUGUUGGUGCACUUGGUACGGUGAAAAAGGGUAUGGUAGAAAACAUCAAGAAAGUAUCAGAGAGAGCUACUAUGACAGAGAUUCAAAAGAUCUGCGUGCUGGGAUCUGCGCGAAUCGUCAGAAAGGUGCUCAGUGUAUGAACAGAAUGAUUGACUUGAGUGACUCACGCUGUAGGUGCAUGGUUUGCGCCCGGCUAAUGCACAAAAAGAACACCAGCAAAGACUGUGAUAAAAGAGAUAAUAAUAAUAAUAAUAAUAAUAAUAAUAACAGCAACAACAACAAUAAUAAGACAAACAAAAGACUUCACAAAGCCUCAUGACUAUGCUAACCUGAGAUCAGGCACAAUUUGAGUGGUUCUCAUACAUUCUCUCUAACGGCUACCGCUAAAAUUGGGCUCUCUUUUCGUUUCGCCAUGCCCACCGGAAUGUUAUUUACAAAGCGAAACGAAAAUAGAGCCUGAUCUCAGGUUAUGACUAUGCUUCCUUUCUGUUAAGAGCCUGAAUGGAACAAGAGAACAACAGUGCGUGUGAUUUUCACUCUUAACACUAAGUAUUUAGAGUAAACUCGGACGUCAUUUUUGGUGACAGUAGCUACCGCUCUCAGUCCAUUGAAUUUACGGGCUUUAGGUCACCUUCCAACGCAUUAUCGAUAUGUAACGUAUGUGGUAUAUGUGAAGUGAAAACAGAGGUGGAUCUAUUAACCACGUUUUGGUCAAGACUAGGGUCAUUUUGAUACUUUUAUUGUGUUUUUCAGUUUACACUAAAGGCGAACAGUUCCGAUUUUGAAGAGUUAAGUUUUCUAUCUCGCCCGGCAAAAUGGAUAAAGUUUACAGUCAAGAAAUUAUAUGGGGCUAGCGGCGGAGUUGGAAUCCAAGAAAUAGAAGUUUACAAUGAAUAUUGUAAUCAAAGUAAGUGAUUUUUAAAACUGAAUAGAUAAACACAAAAGGAGCCAACAGACGAUUCUGUUAAUUGGUAAAAAUAUCCUCCAUGUUUGAAGGGAAAGAUAUGUUGUAUAUAACUUCAUUAAAAUUUUGAUCCAUUGUUGGACCUUGUUAAUGUUCGGCUAUGUUUGUGAAAAGUGCGCUUCCUAGGGCUCUGAGAAACUUUGCCUCGAAUUAGCAGUUUAACCAUCUUUGAAUGUUAAAAGAUCAAUACUGAGAAGAGCGGCACGAAAUCUUUGAAGAAAGUAAUACACAGCUUGAUUUUGACUACAGAGUGAAGAUAAUGUGAACUGCGGGAAUUCAGAUCUACAUGAAUUCAUCUUCAUUCCAAGUUUCAUUCGUUCCGCUGGUGAAGAUGAACUCAACAAAUUGGCCUGCUCCCAAUGUAUGGCUCUUCAUAGAUCACUUAAUUUGGUGGAGCACUGCAGUGCUAAUGCAGAGGCCAUUAGUUCGCAUCCCGUUCAAAAGCCCAAAACUUUUUUCGGACUUAAAAUUUUUUAAAUUGCAAUUACAACUGCGGUGGUCAUACUCUCGCUUUAUUUAGAUUUUUACAUUGAUUGUCCAUGUAUGCGAGUUUUACUUUCAGGAUAGUGUGCUAUGGAGUGCUACUAACAGUCUCUAUAUCGUAGUUUUACUCUAAGUUCUUGUCAGAAUUCCUUUUGCAUUUUCUAUAAGUAAACAACUUAUAAAUUCAUAUCAGCCUUAGUUCCUUUUUUCAUCUAUUAGGGCAGCGUGGUCGAGCGCUGUUCAUGUAACCCGGACGUCUCGCCCUGACCCCUAGCUGAGUUUGUAGUCGGUAGUCAAAAGUUGAAAUUCUCCGCUAAGCUUGUAAAAUCGCCUCUGGCCAGUUAGGAUUCUUAACCAUUUUUUUCCAUUUAAAUUAUUCCUAUCUGAAAAGCCCCAUAAGGGGAGAGGAUAAUAAAGUAUUUAUGACACAAUCCUUUACCAAUCAGGGCGAAGGAAUCUCUGUUAUCACCUGAGUAUUUAAACUAAAGUGAAUUUGAAUUUGUUUGUUUUCAGAGUCACUUUGUGACGCUGUCCUCCUAAACAGCAACAACCAAUCGUCUCAUUACCGUCUACACAACCGAAAGUUUCAAUUCAUGAUUGACGCCCAGAGAAAAGUUACCGUUCUGUUAACAAGUGGAUCGCUUGUCACUAGCUCGCGUUAUGAGAUAAUCAUUGGGUCUGCGGAGGAUAACCAGCUCAAACUAAAACGUAUCAAAGGCAACAUUACUGCUGAUUUGUUGGUGAAGCACGUUACGGGGCCAUUAAAGGAAAACGAGAUGCGGUCAUUCUGGAUUGAAGUAGAAACAGACAGAGUAGUGUUUGGUUCUGGAGAAGUGGUAUGUCUUACAGAGUAUAUGAUUAGUUUCUUGCAAGAGAGAAACUACUUGGUCGAUAUUUCUUAUUUGAGAUACGGCUGUUGCGACGCGUUCCUCGCACGACCCUCGCCAUACCCUCGUGUAUGAUACGUCUUUGAGUCUUAGCGUGUCAUUCCCCCUUCAACCUCUGUUAUUUUCUUGUCAAAGAUCAUCGUUAUCGUUAUCCUUAUUUUCGAAACGCUUAGUAGACUAUGGCAUAACAUAAAAGUUCAGUGGUUUAAGGUUUUCUUCAUAUUGGGGCUAAGUUCAGCAGCUGAACCUCUUUUAGGCGGCCACCUUGGAAGUAACGAUAAGUAGGCGCUUAGUAUAGGAUUCACUGUAGUUGAUGUUUUCUCUUAAUUAUCAUGUAGCACGUAUUUACACCCCAAGUAGACUAGAUGACUAUACUUUUCAGAAUCAUAUAUUGAUUCACUGUCUCAAAUGUUAUCGUUUUUUCAACAGCUUUACCUGUUUUGGAGAGAUAGUGAUCCAAUUAACGUGAAAUACGUGUUCUUCUCUACGACCACAUCAACGGCAAUUAUUCAUGUGUGUGGACGUACAGGUAAAGAACUCAUUUUUAAUAUCGCUGGUCACGUUCUUAUACGUUUUAAAAAUUUCCAGUUUAUCAGGGUAACUGAUAAUGAUGAUUUUCUGUCGUUCAAUUCAGGAAAAGGUUACACAGUUUAUAUUUGGCGGGUGGGUGGAUUUGGCGUAUUAUAUGACGGAAAUUUGUUUUCCUCAACAUCGCUUUUGCUCAUAACUGGAGGGAAAUUUAUGUGAGUAAUUUUCCGAAGACAUGUAAUUAAGUAUUGGACCACAAAUUUCAAAAACAACAGAAUCAAAAUUCUAAUUUAAUUUUGAAAGAGCAUGUCCAGGCUUGUCUUGUACACUAUUUCGAUAAAUUGGUAUUUUAUAGCAACUCUCAGAUAAGUAUCAUUUGAUAUAAAGCAUGUAAAGAGGAUCCUAUUAUGGAAAGGUUAUUUCUUUUGGAAUUGGAAAUUAGGGAAAUUCUAAUUCUUUGAUCCAACGGGACUUAUAAAUUGACGUAGGCUGCGAAAUCAGCCGACAUUUCGGGACUCCACCAACGGUUUCUCCGGGAAAAGAUGUUCAAGGAACGACAACAAAAAUUCCAUACUGAUGACGUGUCACACCCUGAUAUGGGUAGUGCUUGUGAUUGGUUGAAAAUUUGCUCUAACCAAUCAGAAGCAUUACCCAGAACUGGGUAGUAACACGUCAUCAGUAUGACAUUUGUGCGCUCGCUCCUCAGAGAUCACUUCGCGGAAAAGCCUUCAGGGACGUUGCUAAAUGUCGGCUGUUUUCUCAGUUUAAAAUUGAGUCGGAGUUGGGGGAAUUAUUUUCGAAAUUUUUGCAUAGCAAUAUUCUCAUUGCAUGCUUUUAACAGAUCAAUGUUAUAAGGAUGCGACUCACUACUGGCCACUGGACAAGCCUGUUUUCGUAAAGGACAUAAACAACGGCAAGAUCGGAAAGAUUCACGGUCCAUGGAUCACAGAGCGCGCAGCCGCUAAAGCUGACUUUUCACCUCUGGCGCUCUCCAUCAACAGCUCCGCUUCCUGGGUAGACCUUGGCGACCUUUCAGACAGCUGCUUAAGCAUUCCUUCCAAGUGUCCCGAUGGAUUUUCUUUAAGCUUCAAAGCCAGUAUUUCUGGAACUGGAACCGGCUAUUUGCUAUCCCUUGGCACAGUAAGCAUCUUUUAUGUCGACGAAACCAUGUAUUUUACUGUUAAGGACACACACAAGGAGUGGGAGGUUAAAGGAGCCUUUAAGAGGAACACCUGGCAGACAUUUUCCAUUGGGUGGAGCUACCCAAAUGGCCUGACUGCUGUUAUAGUCGGUAAUGCAGCUACUGUGUUGUAUGAUUUAAGUGGCAAGACUGUCACACCUUCAGCUGUGACAAACGGCUCUUUUACGAUUGGUCGACCUAAAUAUUUCAGUGGUGCAAUCAGAGAUGUUGCAAUUUGGGAACUGGAAAUAAGUGAGGAAAGGAUGAAAACACUUCAUGUAUGCAAUGGUGAGUCCACCUUUUAUAACUUGUUUCAAUAGGUUUGUGCAGAUCAACCCUCAUUGCAACAUUAUGAUUGUCAAUAACAAAAAAAUAACGAAACAUGCAAAACAAGUUAACAUCAUUUUGCCGUGGGUAGCGUGGGAGAUUGGGGCUCCUUAGUUGGGGAAAAGGGGGACAAUUCGCGAUCAAAGCGAGCCGAGCAGACCGAGAUAUGUUAUGAACAGUUCACACUUGUUUAACCUUUGUCAUGACGAUGUCAUAUAGUUUCCUCUUUUUUUUCUGGAAACGAAGAAGGCGUUUGAAAAGCUCACGUAUUAGAAGAAGCACCGUAUGAUUGUUUCAAUGUGUUCAUUUAAGAUCAAGAAAUGCUGUGCCUGUUUAUUCCCAACAUAGUCAAAAAUUCUAUCGCGAAAAAGGAGAAAAAUAAUGAGGUCAAAGGCCAUUACUGAUUUCCCAAAAGCCUCACUGUUAAAGCGAGGCUAAGUGCAAAAACCUGUCUUGUUAAAAUGUGAAUUAUAAUAGAAUUACUUUUGUAACAAUUGGUUCGCCUCCAGCCUCGCGUUGAAACAGAGGCUUGAGACGUGAGAUAAAAGGCCUAGCUAAGUGCACUUUUCUUAGGAGCUGAUGAGCGGUCACUCUUAUCUAUGAUGUUCACAGAUCCAGACUCCUGCCCCGUGGGCUGGGAAUAUUUCGAUGGUUCCUGUUACAAGGUGUCGCCUUCAAACCUCUCAGCUUCCGCAGCUCGUGAAGCAUGCGUUAGUGAAACAGCUGAUCUGGUGAAGAUUACAUCAGAAGAAGAAAAUGCUUUUGUUCGUAGCUUGCUAAAAGGGGAUGCUUGGAUUGGACUUGAACGAUCAAGAGAGCCAAACGAUGAAUUAUAUUACUGGAGAGACGGAAUGAAGGUCUCUUAUGAGAAAUGGAAUAACGGAUCAUCAAGUGGUGAUUGUGUUGUCAUGGAAUCGAGUGGAAAUUGGAGCAAAACUUCAUGCUCAUCGUACACAUCGAGAUACGUUUGUGAACAAGGUAAUGUUUCAAGCUCACGAUAAAUUUUCAAACGGCGGUUUUUUCGCUAUUAAUUAAAAUCUCUCUUUUUUAUGCCUUGUGCCAAGAAUUUCUUUUAAACAUUUACUACAUUUGGGGACUUUUUACCCAUCAACAGUGCCUCAUUAUAAACGCCGAGCAGCUGGUGUUUUGAGUGUCUAAUAUAAUCAUAUUGCUUUCAAUGCGGCACAGCAAAUUCCUUGGAAAAUCAUUACAACUCACUGUAGGGACCUUAAAAUCCAAGGACGAGGACGGCAGCGAAAACGUCGCUGAAAAAAUGAAUUCGCGUUCUUUUAACCUUCAUUGCGAUUACGCAAAGUCACUAGCUUUGUCAAAUGUAGGUAGCUACCCCUGAAGUUGAAUUCCGAAGAACCAUAUCCAAGUUCAGAAAGAGAGAUGGAAUUUCGCUGUCGCUUGUGUACUUCCUCUAUAAAACGUGAAAUCAGGCAUUUUCAAGUCGUAGUCAUGCAGUGACGGCAAAGAAAUGUACAAAGUCAAAAAGCGUAAUGCACGUGCAAAGUUCUUGUUUUGCUUAUUAAACCUGCUGCUUUUAUGACUUUCUCGUUGCCGUCCUCGUCACGGAAGGAAACUAACGGCCAACAAUUAUUCAGUUUUGCGUUUGCGUUCCAUAGUCGAUCAAAGUGAUUUCAAAAAUUGUUGAUCUUAGUCUCUCAGCUUAUCAUUAUUAAUGCCUGAAUGUUUAUCCUUCUUCACUACAGUUCCUUACCAGUACUUGGGUUGCUACAAGGACGGUGACACAUCGCCAGCUUUUGUUUUUAACCCCGGUGGAUACAAGCCAAGCAGCAUGACCCCAGGUCUCUGCAUGCAUGAGUGCGGCACUUGGUACUACAAUUAUGCAGCAGUAAAGGGGGGAAUGCUGUGCUUGUGUUCUAACUCCACUUCCCCAGCGGCUGAAGGUGCCGCUGACAUGUGCUUUUGGCCCUGUUUUGGUUCUGGAAAUCUUAAAUGCGGAGGAAAAAGUCACAUUUCUGUUUUCAAGUCAGUUACGGUGUGGCCUCGGAGGUUAGAUAUGUCCUUGGAUUCCUCUGUGUACACCUUCAAGGCUUUUAACAUAACAUUAACGCCGAAGUUACCAGCAAAUGAAACCGUUGAGUCCUACACGAUUAACAUCGGGGAUGGUACAACUCAUUACACCACGCAUUCCCCUGCAACCAUAGCAAUUCUGCAUCCCGGAAGUUACUACAUCAAAGGAACAGCAAUCGUAAAACAUAGUAAAACAGGUUAUCGAUCAACAAUUGAAUCUCCUGUGAAGAUUAGGAGAGUAGUUUCUGAAUUGACAGGUCUUAAUAUUUCUUGCCAAUCCUGUGCUCCUGUGAACGUUUCUGCCGGUUGUUCUGUGAUGUUCCGUUAUGGUUCUAACGUGGAUUAUGCAGUGCAAUUUGGGGACGGAAAAGGUCAAGUCAAUGGUUCACUGCCUGGUAAGUGUUAACACCCAAACAUCACUACAACUUUGCUGCACUAACUUCUGUUAACAGAGACCUUUAGAUUCUAAGACGAGGACGAGAUUUUCUCAGUACGAAGUGUUGCGCAUAAGUAAACCAGCAUCAUUUUAGCUGGAAAACGCGAUAGCAGUCGUGACCUAGCUAACUACGAGUUUUUGCGAGUAUCUCGAAGUGGUAGAAAAAAGUUGUCAAAUGUUCGAGGUUUUAUUUUCUUGCGAUCGAGAGAGGGCGUAACCUUGAGACAUAACGGUGCUAACUUUCUUGGUGAAAAAUAGUCCUGCUGUCUUUUUUUGACAAUACACGGAAAAAAAUUAUAUCAAAUUUCGUAUUCGUAGUCGUUCUUGUCCUCGAACACUAAGGUCUCUAAUGAAAGAGCAAAUUACGUUGAUUGGAAUCUUUUGAUUGAUAAGCCAGAAAGUGUAUCGCGGUAGGGGGAUUUAAAUGGGGUCAAAGUCUUCUGCGUCUUAUACAUUGCAUUCCCCACUCCCGCCCUUUUUUGGUUUCCUAUAGCCAUUUUUCGAUUGCGACAUAGUAAGCAUUCUCAUGCAAUUUCCCCUUGUUUAUCCCACUUUCCAUCCUUUUAAAACUCCUACCUCUCGCCCUUUCCUUUCCCACCUCUUGUACCCCUCCCACACACUAUUCUCCCAGGCUCCUACUUCCUGUCCUUCCCCACUAUGAUAUUCAAUUAGUAUAACUAUAUUUCGGACGUGCAAAGAUAAGGAUUCUGGGGAUAGAGCCGGCCUAAACUUCAAAGUGAGAACCUAUCAGCACUUGUUCAUAUUAUCUUGUUCAUAUUCAAUUAGUAUAACUAUAUUUCGGACGUGCAAAGAUAAGGAUUCUGGGGAUAGAGCCGGCCUAAACUUCAAAGUGAGAACCUAUCAGCACUUGUUCAUAUUAUCUUGUUCACAGUCUUAAUCCACCACUGUGAUUUCACGACGAAUUUCAGGUCAAAAAAAUACAACAUUUAGUCGCCUACUGGGUGCAAAUAUAUUUUCAGGCGCAAAUUAAGCCGGGCAAAGGCUUAACCAGUCCUAGAUGAGAUUGGUCUUAAAACAGGGUCAUAUGAUUUUCCUUCAUGCACUACUGCUGAAUUUGCUGAUUAUGCAAUUAAUGGACCUGUUUUUCAAUCCAAAGAUGCAGCAGUACUGACUGUGGGCACACCAGCUGGGGAAGCACACUCGCCAAUUACAUCUGACGGGUUAUAUCUGAUGGCGGGUACGGAAGUCAAAAGUAAAGGAGAAGCUGUUGCCCUGGAAAUGGAUGUUGAGACAGGAGGGUCUUUAGAAAUCAUGGUACUCUUCCAAUAGACUAAUGAUAAAGUGUUUUGAAAAUAGAACUCAUUGUUCAUCUUUACUUUACAAAAAACCCCACUGCUGGUUGAUGUAAGUAACCAAUAAUAAUGAAAAAGCCACGGAGAUAAGAAUCAAUCACAGAGCCCGAAUGCAGAAAAGAUCCAGGUGGGAUUCGAACCCAGGACCUUCCGCACCCUAGUCGGAUGCUCCAACUACUGAGCUAGUAAAGACUGAGGUGAGGAAGAGUGAUUUCUGGGGGGGGGGGGGGAUGACAUACUAGCUGAAUCAAACAGGAAUCAAAACAGGGCACUAAGGAACAGGUUUCAUGCAAUUCUCUUGGAACUUCGUUGCCCUGUUCGAUACAAGUGGCAAAAAAGAUAAAAGAAGUCAACCCAAUACAUUAAAUUGCUACCUAUAUUUAUAAAACUGAUGCAGUAGUAAUGAAACGUUGUGAGAAGAAACUGUCGCUAGGCAUGAUCAUCUCAGGGCAGCAAAAGUGUUGUGACGAACGGAAAAUUGCAGUUUGUAAGAAAAAUCGCCCAGUGCAACGAGAUUGUGAUGCAAAUGUUACUAUUGGCUGCCAGUUUUGUAACAAAAUUUUAUUUGUGAGUAAUUUUGAAAUAACUGUCAUUCAAAUUUCCUGAGCAAUGUUGUAGUUUUUGUAGUAAACGCUAAUCACUUACAUCGCUAGGUUUAUCGACCAACGUGCACGGAUUCUACUCAACGAUACUGUACAUCAACCAAGACGUGUAUCUGCGACAUCACUAUGUGCACAGGCAGUGAGAAAAAAACAUGCGACAACGAUGCAAUCUUCAGUUUCUCUGACGGGCUGUGUGUCGUGCAAAGUAUGUCACGUUGCAAAAACGAAACACUGCCUUAUGGAAACUUUAACUACCAACAAAUCCAUAAAUACCUGGUCUACACAACAAGUGGUCCCAAGCGUAUUUUGAUUGAAGAUGAAAAUCAGAGAUUUCAGCUUCAACCUGGAGAUGUCUUUGGCGUGCGUUUUGCUUCCUCGGGACCGACAGGGGCGCUAAAAACCAGUUCAUCAGGGUCUUCUCUAUUUUAUUCCAGUGCAGUUAUUAACAAAACUGGUUCGGGAAUUCUUCGUGGUAAUUACCAUCCAUUUACAGAGGACAGUCCACAAAAUCGUUCCAUACUCCCUGCAAUCGCUUUGGUCGUGUCCACUGUUUCUGAAUCCCGUGAAGAAAGAGUGUAUGAAAAGGUUGGACAUAAGACAAUCGCCUUAUCAGUCGGAAACUCCGUUACAAGAGAAAAUGUUACAAAAUCGAUUUGCCUCCAGGAAAUGGUCACCGAAUUGCAGCUAAAUAUACCGGAAGUCUUCCCUUCGGCGGAAUCUGUAAAUUUAACCGGCUCUAUAACCAAAGGAAGUAAUGUUACUUUCAUCUGGGAUUUUGGUGACAACAGCAACGACACGACAAAAUUACCAUGGGUCACGAAAAUAUUUGACAACACUGGGGAGAGGACCCUCGGCGUCUUGGCAGGGAAUAAGAUAGGGGUAGCUGCACUCUGGUGUCAGGUGGUCAUUCAAGAGAGAAUAGCUGGCUUGAAAUUUAAAAACGAUUCUUUGAAAACAAUAGAAAACGGGACCACAGCUAGCAUUGGCUGGACAUUGUUCAAUGGAUCACACGUUGAAUUUAAUGUCACCAUCACACUCCCUGAUGGGAGUAUGGAAACAAGGAAUUUGACUGACGUCAAAGUGCCAGGUGCAAGGUUUUUUGGACUCUAUAAAAGUAACUUUACAAUUGUUGGUUGGUACAGUGUAGUCAUCACAGCCACCAACAGAGUUAACAAUGAAACAAUUACAGGGAACCUCAGCGUACAAUAUGCAAUUCAUGGUGUGGCGUUUGAGCAUCCACUGAUCCUAAAGACCAACGAAACGUUCAACUUCACUGUAUUGCCUCAUCUAGGAGACGAAAUGUCCCGAUAUACCUUACAUACCAUGGAUGGAAAAACAACGAACAGCACUGAUAAAGUUAUGCCCUAUACAUACACCACAGCUGGUAGAUACAAAGUAGUAUUGAUCGCAUCCAAUGAUGUCAGUUCAAUGCUUGUGAACUGCACAGAGAUUAUCGUCCAGGACGUAAUCGAAGGCUUCAAAUACACUAGCGCUAAUCAUUCCGUAGCAGUGAACGCUCCGGCAGAAAUACACUGGAGGCUUACCCAAGGCUCUGAACUUCUUUUUUCCAUUGACUAUGGUGAUGGGAGUAAAAAAAUUGUCAACAGGAGUCUCUCAGUUGGCGAUAUUUUUGUAGCAAUUAGUACGCACAAUUACACUAAGCCUGGGGAAUAUCACGUGGUCAUUAAUGCGAGUAAUCUUGUCGAUAGGAAAACAAUUAACACCACAGUAUAUGUGGAGACGCCAGCAGAGGGCCCGGGACUCGCUAUAUGGCGUACUACAUAUUCUAAAGCCCAAGAAAAACUGUGUAAAAAAGAAUUGUAUAUUGAAGCUGAUGAUUCUGUUACAAUGAACGUGACAAUUUCAAAUGGCACCAACUUAAACGUGGCGAUAAAUUUUGGAGAUAAUUCAAGUGAUGAAUCGAGGUAUUUCCCCCUAGAGUUUCCGACUUCGGGAUGGAGCACCAAUCAUUCCUACUCCAUUGCAGGAAAAUACAACAUUACGGUGACAUUCUUCAACAGAAAUCCUUCAAAUGUCAGCUACACUUGCCUGCUGAUAGUUCAGUAUGGAGUUAAAAAAGUCAUGGUGACCUCAGACUCGCCCAGGAACUCUUCUGAUGCGGCAGUGACACUGAAUGUAUCAUUCCCUGGUCCUGAGUUUGAACCUUCGGGACCCCUAAACUAUUUCUGGCGAUACGGAGAUAACAAUUACUCGCUGACAAAUAACUCAAUGACGGUUUACAACUAUCCAAAUAAAUGUGGGGUCUAUAUUGUAACUGUUAAUGUCUCUAACGAGAUAAGUUCCGGAAUUGGUUCUGUGGAGGUUAUAAUACAAGAUGCAAUCCAAGGACUUAAAAUUAUCACUAAACAUACGGAAUAUGAGAACCAAACAUGCUCAGAUUUUACUCUUCGCAAUGAUACGUAUCCCGUGGAAUAUGACGUAUCUUUUAAAGCCUUUAUCACAAACGGUACCAACGUAACUUUUACCUGGAAUUUUGACAGCGAUGGAGCCAAAAAUUACUCGAAUGAGACCGUCUUGCAUACGUUCAGUCCUUGUAAAGAAUUACGCACCGAUUGUGAACACACCAUUCGCCUAAAGGCACAGAAUAAAGUCAGCAAUAUGACACGUGAUGUUACAAUCACGCUGAUGGAGAGUAUACUUAAUGUUACGCUAACAGACGACGGGCCUACAGUACAAGGAAAAGCAGUAAACUUUACUCUCACAGUGGGUGAGAGGGGGCAUGAUCCCCGUUUUCUACUCGACCUCGAUGUGGAUGAGGAUAAGACGUAUCCAAAACAGUACAAAAAGAGUGAUUGGGUAAAACUAAAGGAUUUAAAUUGCAAUUCACUAAUCAAUGAUCGGCGAAAUAAAAAUUGCACUCAGUAUUUUGAUGUCACGUAUGAAGAAGCCAGGGCUUAUACUGUUAAUUUUAGAGCCAAAAAUGCAGUAUCCUGCAUAAAGUUAAAACCAAUAACAGUACUAGUAGGGAGAGGACACUGUGAAUUACCCGUAAUUAAGGUUCCUGGAUUCGAAUCCGGUGAAAAAAAGCAGUUCAAACGUUCAGAGAAGAUAUCUAUCGAGACUGACAACAAGAUCACAUGCUUCAAUCAUAGUACCGAAUUCAGGUGGAAGAUUACAAAGAAAUGCGGUAGUGAUCAACAAGAUUCGAAGCUAGACGAAAGAACCACACCUUUGGCCGCUCUGUAUUAUAACGCUCGGGCUUUUAAUUAUUGCAAAGAGAUUGAAUUUAUAUUUUCUAUCAACAUGACUUGGGUACAAGGAUUUUACAGUGAGAAAAAGUUUUCUAUUGAAAUUAUCGAAACUCCCCUCUUGGCAAGUAUUUUGGGCGGCUCGAAGAGGACUGUAGGCAAUACCGCUAUUGUGCAAAUUGAUGCUUCCAAGUCAGAGGACCCAGAUGAACCAGGAAGCAAGUUCGAGUUUGCUUGGUUUUGUAACUUUAAAGGUGGCAAGUUGCCGGAAAAUAUAUCCUCUAUUGAGACAAACAAUCCCUUGAGUAAUGGAAGCUGUUUCGGAUAUGCUCCGGGUCAACUUACGGAUUUUAACGAAACAAAAAUAAUAACGUUAAAUACGACCAUGGCGAUUGCAGGCAGAACAUAUACUAUCAGAUUUGUUAUGGCAAAAAGAGGGCGAGCGUCGGUUUUUAAGGAUCAAGAUAUUGCCAUUAUUGAAGGUGAUCCUCCUGAGAUAAGUAUCGAGUAAGUAUGUCUUAUCAAUUUUUAGUUAUACUAUGAACUUCCUACUCCGACUCAAUUUCGAAGAGAAGUGUUAACGUCAUAAAACUACAUUUAACGAAAUAGUGGGGUUCGGGUAGCACAUCCAGAUAGAACAAGAUAAAAACUGUCUACUUGCUAUAAAUCAGCCGGUUAUUCCGGGUUUACGGAGGACAUAUAAGCACCGUUAUGCCCCGAUGACUACAUCAUGGUGCCAAAUUCGCAGGGUGGGUCUCCUGUGAGUAAGAAAGUGCAAAAUUCUUAACAAUUUUUGUCCAAGGUUGUAGUUUAAAUUCAAUUAUCAUUACGCGCUAAAAGUGAUGUUACACGGGACAAUUUGCAACACAGCGUUGUAACAUUGUUGCGACAUUGCUUCAAAUAGUUGCAACAUUGUUACAACAUUCCAACGCUACGUUGCGCUUAAAAUCGUCGCGUACCAUCACGCUACGUUGCGCUAAAAAUCGUCGUGUACUAUCACUUAAAAGUUCAAAGCACUACGCGUCAACUUCUACGCGAGAAUUGUUUUUUUACCCUUUUUAAAAGUCUUAAUUUUGAUACCGAGAGAGUUUUAAAUAGUCUUUAAAGAUGAGAUUAAAACGGAUUUACAAGUUAUAUUGGGACGGAAAACUACUUCUUCAAUGAAAAUACUUAUUUGAGCAGAUCUGAAGACUUUACAAAGAAUGAAUUGCACAUGUCAAGCCAUAGCGCGCGCAAGAGACAAGCGGCUCACGUCAUUCGCUCACAAUCUAGCCAAUCAAAAAAACUGAAUUUUCUUACUUAACCAGACCUGGCCUGCCUUCGGCUUCGUAGACAAGACAUCUGGGUACGAGAUCAGGUCGACGUGACAAAACAUUACAACGUGAUUUGCAAAGGAAAGAAGACGCUGACCAAGGGAUCUUUCAUCGUUUUUUCUGCUUGCUUGCUGUUGGCAGUUUGAAAAUUUAUUUUCUGAUAGCUGAUGGUAAAUUCUCUCUUGUUUGUCAGUUGAAUGUAAAAAUACUGCUUUAUAUUGUCGCCUUUUAAGGCACAGUUGCAGCGCAAAGGUUGCUGGGAAAUCGUGGAGCAAAAACGAGGCUAUGGUGAUUAUAAAUCAACUGGAAUAACCAGCAAAUAUCUAACUUAAUGGUGAUCACCCUUGAUGUGAUUUUCAUCGCUACUUGCUUUUAAUUUCAGGUGUGUUAAAAACUGCAAGGAAAAAUUAAACCCAUCGGAGAAAUUUUCAUUAAAAGGAAAAGGGAAGUCCAAAGAUAACCGAAACAUAAUUUACGGGUGGAGCGUUCAAAUAUGUGAUACAUUCAGUGACACCUCAAAGUGUUCAAAUGAAGAGAACCUACAGAGUUACUCCGCAGUGCCGGAUCUAACGUCAGAGACCUUGGUCAUAAACCCGGGUUAUUUUAACGGUAAUUUUGGUAGUGAAAUGUUGUUGAUUUACUAAGAUAAUCUUUACUUUUGCCUAAAAAAUUAAGCUUUUCUUUUCAUUAGAAUAGUUUAAUUUUGUCCAUGGCUCUUCCUCAAAAAGCGCAAGGGGUGUGAUAGAAAGAAGACUGUGGACGAAGGAAUAAGAAGCUUUAGCACCGACGACGGCAACGACAACAAGAACGUCAAAAAAGCAGCAGGUUUAAUAAGCCAAAACAACAUUUCUACGCGUGCAGCACACUUUUUAUGUACAUUUGUCUGCCCUCACUGCACGAGUACAACAUGAAAUACCCUCAGGAGACGGUUUAUUCACCAUUUUCACAUAGACCAUGAUGCACCUUGUUUACCCCACCACCCCACCCAAAUUUUACAUAACCAUUGUAUCCAAUUUCUCCGGGGUAUUACAGAGAAAUCCAAGACAAUGGUUAUGCCAAAAUGUUGGGGCGUAAACAAGGUGCGUUAUGGUCAAUCUGAAAAUAGUAAAUAGAGGAAAUAAACACACCACCGCGAAGUAUUCAAUUCCAGGGUCCUUUUUUUACGAUUAAGCGAGUUGUUUGAAAAACGCGAAGCUUUUUAAUAGUGACGUUCUCGUUCCAAUCGCCAUACAAGUCCUUAUACACCAGACGUAACUAGUCGAUGAUGCAUAACAUCAAUGAGUAAUCGAUGAGUAAUCAUUGGGUAAUCAACUGAUUAGUCAUUGAUUAUUCGCUAUAAUCAAUGGGUAAUCGAUGACUAAUCGAUGGCCAAAACUGAAUUUUGUGGCCUAUCGAUUACCCAUCGAUGACAUCGAUUACUCAUUGAUGCCUUCGAUGAGUAAUUGAUGCGUUCGAUUACUCAUCGAUUAUCUUAAGAUUAUCCACCGAUUAGUCAUUGAUUACACAUCUCAUACAAUUUCUAGCAAUUUUUUUUUAUUUCUGGUGAUAAAAAUUUACGUUAAUGGUUCUUGACGAUAAUUAUAGUCAAAUAGGAAUUAAAUCUGCAUGUAGAAAACCAAUGUAUAUAGGCCAUGAUUUAUCGCCGGGACAGUAACUGAAAUAUCAAAAACGAAAUGUUCAAAAGGUUGAGUUAUCUGUCUUACUCUUUGGCUAUUAGAAUCUGUGCCUUUGUUGAGAAACAGCCACCGCAGAGUAAAAGAUUUCCGCGUCUAAGGUGGUUGUAUCGGUUUUUUUCCAUUAUAUAGAAACUAAAUGAAUAAAGUUUGAUCUAGAGCAAAUAUUAACGAGUGGUACUGUCCACAAAUUUAUCUCACUUCGAUUCAAGCAUUUAAACGUCUCUUUACAAAAGAGGAGAACAGUAAUAACCUAAAUUCACAUAGUGAAUCGGUAACGUCCCCUAUCUUUUGCAGUAACUAAUGGCAUUCUAGUAAGCACAGGAAUAAUCCAGAUGGUUGGAAAUCCCAUGCGGUGGCUGUUUCUCUGCAAAGAACUGCUGCUUCGGCUUGGAAAGACUUCUGUCAUAAGCAGCGGCAUUGACCCAUAGCUACAGUAGCUAAAACAAUUACUCUUCUAGCCCUAAUGUUGUUCGUCCUGCUGGUUUUCGAUUUGGUAUGGUUUGUGUACCCGCAAGAUUAUUCGAUAACUAAUCAAUGACUAAUCGAUGACUGAAAAUUUUGUGGCCUAUCGAUUAUUCAUCGAUUUCUCAUUGAAUAUCGGAUGUAAUCAAUGACUAAUCAACUGAUUACCCAUCGAUUACUUAUUGAUUACUCAUUGAUUUCAUUGAUGUCAUUGAUGUCAUCGAUUAGUAACGUCUGGUAUACAAGAACUAUAAGAAAUUUUCAGAAGUAACCGCUUUCCCAAGAAAAUAAGAAAAUAUCAUCUUCUCACUUGCGGAUAGGUAAAUUACGUUACGAUGUCUGCUGAGUAUACCUCUUAGACUAUGUCUUCACUAUAGUCACUAUACCCAAUAUAGUAUGAACUCGGAAACAAGUCGUUCACACUGAUCGAAUAUCGUGCCAUAGCGGUAGUUCCAUCUCAGUGGGUUCCAGUCCUCGAUCGUGCUUAUUUAAUUCUUUUACGGUCUGAAUACCUGUUUCCAUUGCAUCAAAGUCUGGCACAGAACCUAUGCGAUAUGUAACGUUCCACUUUCGAGAUCGGCUCUGUGUAGCUUGGCUCCGUUACAGAAAUCGCGCCAAAAUCACCGUUCUUGUGCGUGAACAGAAGCCAUAUCCGGUAUGGUUUUUGUGCCGGCUCAAAAGCUGCACGUUAUAGUGUGACCAUGGCGUCAAUUUGGCUGUUUCACCGUUCGUUUGGUCUUCAGCAUCGUUGUUGGUAGCCUCCCACGCAGGCGUGUUUAGGGGAGCUCGAUAGUUUUCAUCCCUCCCCAGAGCCGAUCUCGAAAGUGGAACGUCACAUAUCGCAUGGGUUCUGUGGCAGACUUUAAUGCAGUGGGAACAGGUAUUCAGACCGUGAAAGACUUAAAUAAGUACGAGCGAGGACUGGAACCCACUGAGAUAGAAGUAAAUAUUCAGUAGUGAGGACUAGGAUUCAGUUCACCAAACCCUCUCGGCCAACCGCUAUGGCACGAUAUUCGAUCAGUGUGAACGACUUGUUUCCGAUUUCAUACUGUAUUGGGUAUAGUGACUAUAGCGAAGACAUAGUCUAAGAGGUAUACUCAGCAGACAUCGUAACGUAAUUUACCUACCCGCAAGUGAGAAGAGUGAUAUUUUCUUAUUUUCUUGGGAAAGCGUUUACUUCUGAAAAUGUCUUAUAGUUCUUGUAUGCCAGACGUUACUAAUCGAUGACAUCAAUGACAUCAAUGAAAUCAAUGAUUUGUGGGGAGGGAUGAAAAACGAGCUCCCCUAAAAACGCCUGCGUGGGAGGCUACGUUGUUGGCGGUUGCUCAGAUAUUAACCCGGUACCUUUAAUUUUCUGCUCAUAUGAGACGGAUGUAAAUUAGGGCUUUGGUUUAGCAGCCACGGUUUCCUUUCCCCAUGUUUAUAAUCACUUAUCGAGUUUUUUUCUUUGAUAGGUGCUAUGAAAUACCAGGUUACACUUAGUGGACACUUUGAACGUAGUACAGCAAAAGGCACAAGCACUUUCAAUGUUGAAGUUAACAAGCCUCCAAUAAAAGGCCGAUGUGAAGUAUCUCCCAAAAAAGGGGAACCACUAAAACGUGUAUUUAAAAUAGAAUGUAAAAACUUCAAAGAUCCAGAUGGGCCAGCUGAGUCUUUAACGUACAAAUUCUUCUACAAACAAAGUAAAGAAGGUCCUCUAACACCUUUAGGCCAGGGCUCUAGUUCCGAUCUCAACGAUUUUGCUUUGCCAAGUGGCAAUUUGACUUUUACCGUGAAGGUAACGGACAAAUUCGGGGCAUCUGUCUAUUACGAUAUCCCCGAGUCUGUCGAGGUAGGUAUUGUCAUUUCAGUCAGGCCAUUAUCUUUAUCAAUAUCAUUUUGUUCUAGUUUAAUCGUUAUCUCGUUCUUUCCUUGUACCUAACGGAGUGGGUGGGUCAAGCCAAGUGCCUAGGCUAGCUCGGAUUGAACAAGCCUAAAUCAUACUGUGAGUCGUAACGUCACUAAGAGAGAUACGGCUUGGUGUUUUUCUGGCCCUGUCUACACGUAUCUGCAUAUUUUUUAAAACGCAGAUAUUUUUCCCGUCAGUUUUAGAAAAAUAACGCGUCCAUACGUAGCGUAUUCGAAUCAUUUUCGCAUAUUCACACAAAAACAACGUUGGCAGAAACAUUAGCAUCCGGGCACAUAGGUCACGGGGGACACCUAUCCGUGAAAAAAUUCACAAGGCAAAAUUUCAGUUCUUGGGCUACAUUUUUUAAAACGCUUAUAUCUCGGUUAUGUUAGAAGUGAUUUAGCUAAAAUUUGUCGGAACACAUUGUGGAAUGAUGGACGUUAAGAGGUUUCUUUUUCAUUUGGUAGAUCGCGCCUUACAGCGAUGCUUGAAGUCACAUGUACAGUUGUAUCAAAUUGGGAAAUCGUGAUUUUGUGUCUAAGUUGGCGGGAAAAAAAGAAGACAGCACUCUAUUAGUGAUUUUAUUAAUAAAUUGUCAGUUAAAAUCAUUAGUGUGUUUUGUAUUAAGCAGGUUUUGCAAUUUAAAGUUUACCAGCAAGUAUAAUAGUUUAAAUAUUCUCACUGAAUAAUUAAUUAACGCAUCGCCAAACGACCGGUAAAAUACUCCGCCGUCCUUUGGGACGCAUCAAUGCACUGCGGGCUCCCCUGAUAAAUAGGAUACACCACGUGGCUUUGAUUUCACUGUGUCACAGCGCCGACCGCCGAGACGACUUAUCGAGGUUCGCUUGUAUCGGUUUGUCAACCAACACCAGCCCGCCUUCGUUUCCUUGUACUUUCCGCUAGCAUCAAACCGUCUUUUCUUCGACUACAUGGCGGAACCAGCGGGAGAAUUACCGCCUUUACCUCCGGUGGCGGCAGAACCUCCUGCAGGACCUCUCGCAGAAGUUCUCGCAGAACCGGCGGCGCAACCCGCGGCUGCUAAUCAGGUAAUUUCUAGUUCUGGUGCUUUUCGUUCGCUUUUAGCUUUAGCUGCCCGUUUGUGCGCAUUUCGUGUUUUUCUCCAACGUUUCUAGUACUUUGUUUAGCAUAUUUAACGUUCCACGUGUCUCUAGGGCAUAUUUUUGUUUUUCUCUUCGCUUUUGUUAGCGUUGUUCGUAUAUGUAUUUCAUUUUACUCGGUCCUUUUGUUUCGGCUUGUUUGUGUCUCAUUUGGCUCCGGGAGCCGAUUUUUUGUUUGGGACGAAAUAUUUUUGUUUUGUAUGUUCGGUUUUGUCCAAGACACGAGUUAUUGCGUUUGCUGUCCGGGACCGCUCGGCUCUGGGGCCGGCUUUCGUUUCGGAACGAAUUGCUUUAUAUACGGUCCGGGACCGUUCGGCUCCGGGAGCCGGGUUUUUGUUUAAACCAAGUAUUUGGUGUAUGCGGUCCGGGACCGUUUAGCUCCGGGAGCCGGGUUUUGUUCAAAACCAAGUAUUUAGUGUAUGCGGUCCGGGACCGCUCGGCUCUGGAGCCGGCUUUCGUUUCGGAACGAAUUGCUUUAUAUACGGUCCGGGACCGUUCGGCUCCGGGAGCCGAGUUUUUGUUUAAACCAAGUAUUUGGUGUAUGCGGUCCGGAACCGUGUAGCUCCGGGAGCCGGGUUUUGUUUAAAACCAAGUAUUUAGUGUAUGCGGUCCGGGACCGCUCGGCUCUGGAGCCGGCUUUCGUUUCGGAACGAAUUGUUUUAUAUACGGUCCGGGACCGUUCGGCUCCGGGAGCCGGGUUUUGUUUAAAACCACGUAUUUAGUGUAUGCGGUCCGGGAACGUUUGGCUCUGGGAACCUGUUCUUUAUUUAGAAAGAAUUUUUGUUGGUCGGCUCAGGGAGCCGGUUCUUUUUCUUUUGUUUGGAGUGAGAUAUUAUUGUGUAUGCGGUCCGGGACCGCCCGGCUCCGGGAGCCGUUUUGUUUGGGGUGACAUGUUUAUUGUGUUUGCGGGCUAGGUCCGCUCGGCUCCGGGCGCCUGUAUUGGUCAUAUAUGCGGUCCGGGACCGUUUCGCUCUGGCAGCCGGUUUUAUUUGCCAAUGAUUAUUGUUAUACGGCCUAACCGUCCAUUUUGGAUCUAGCAUAUCCUCGUUUCGGGAUCUUUCGGUUCUGCCUUGGGACCGAAAUUAAUAACAUAUAAAUGUUUUACAGACGUUAAUAUAUACUUCAUAUUUUGCGUCACUCUUAGGCGGACGAUCGAAUUAAGCUUCUUGAAGACAAAUUGAAAGCUUUGGAGGAGAAGCAGGGCGUUGACGUGGUCACCACUGCUCUUACCUCUGUUCGCAACGCUCUUCAGAAGCCGGAAGCUGUUUAUGACCCUUGGGAGGCUUCUGCUCACGUCGAGGCCCUGGUACGGGCAGCCAGGUCGUCCGCCUACGAAAAGGCAGACUAUUACGCGGCCAUUUUGGAUGAAUUAAAAGGAAGAUCUAAUGCCCUCUCCCCCUCUGCCCAUAAACGGCUGCUCAUGGGCCUCUUAGGCGAUCCGGUUAGAGCCAAGGUUGCAAAGGAGUCCUCUGCGCUUCUCAAGACUAUCCAGCGUGAAGAGCCUGGGUUUCAAGGUCGUAAUAGUACUCGCCAGUUUAGGAGCCAACGCCCUUAUGUCUACAGUUCGGUUAAUUGUUACAGAUGUGGUCUACCAGGGCAUUUCGCCAGAGAUUGUGGCCGCGGACGCGGCCGCAGAAAUUCUAGGCGUUAGCAUCAUGUAAAUAUUGUAAGGGUAUGGGAUAUGUUUUUUCCUAUAUUAUCCUUGUUUAUUGGCUGGAAUAAAGAUUUUUUCCCCUAGUUAUUAGCGUCCUAGUUUUCGCCUCAUUUCUUCGUUGACCCUGGGGGCCUUCUCAGCGCCUUUAUUCUGGUCUAUGAUCAGAGCUGGGGUCGGCGAAGGAUAGGGAUCCCACCUUCUUUUCUUCCUCUUCUUAUUUUUGUAUUUUCGUUCUCCGUUUUCCCAGGAUUUCGCGGUUGCACUACGGGCAAUCCUUGCGCUCCCGAGCCGUGACGUCAAAUGGUGUGACAUAAACGGGGAACCCUUAUCCUUCGUUGGCCCCACCGUACCGGCGGAGCUUGUUAGUAAAGAUCCAUCCCUUGCAGACCUGGCCCAAUUGCGUUUUUAGACACCCAGAUUAUUUCCAAGCGGGCAGCUUACAUAAUCAUGUUGACUUCUGGGAGGAUCUCUUUUCUUCAGCCGGUUACACUUGUCCUCAAGUUGAUUUGCUACAGAUAAUCCGAGAGGGAGUGAGGGUCGAUAGUUUCUUCCGUCAUUUCAAGGGCAACUUCAAAGGAAAAGUUAUGAUUCCGCUGUACCGCCGAUUUCUAUUUUCCCGAACUCUCCUUGUUGCCAUCAAUUUACCGAUUUCAUUGACACUACAGUCUUAGCCUGGGUCUCUCAGGGUGUUAUCAAAGUCUAUGGCAAGAUUGGCGAAUGCUCUCCUCCUCAUUUAGUCCUCCCCUUGACAGUCGAACCAUCUAAGCCGCGUUUAUGCCACGACGAGCGCUUUCUUAAUUUAUGGAUUCAAGAUCUCCCUUUCAAGUUAGACCACCUCCCAGACCUGCCUCGUUAUGUCCUCCCAGGGCAUUUCCAGACAACAUUUGAUGAUAAGAAUGGAUACCAACACCUCAAGAUUCACCCGGACUCCCAGGAAUUCUUCAGUUUUUCCUGGAGGGGCUAUUAUUUUUCUUUCUGCACCUUACCUUUCGGGUGGAAAGCAAGUGCCUUUUUAUAUCAUAACGUUGGCCUUGUCGUCACCAGUGCCGCGCGGUCUUUGGGCGUACCUGUUUCGCAGUAUAUUGAUGACAGGCAUGUGGGCCAGUUAUUCCUAUCCGGUCCACUGGUUUGCCAGCCUAGUCGCCAACUCGCACGAGCAGCAGCCUUUAUUUUGUUAUUCCUUUUGAUCUCAGCGGGGUAUUUUGUUAACCUUGCAAAGAGCUCUCCACAGCCAUCCACUUUUGUUAAAUUCCUGGGUUUCAUCUCCGAUUCUGUCUUGCAAGCUUUUUUAGUCCCACUGGAUAAAAAGGAGAAAUUUAAAGCGUUGCGUGACGAACUCCUGAAUCAUCUUUUGCGCCCGUAAAGAGCUUGCAGCGUUUCGCGGGAAAGGCGCUAUCGUUUAGUCUCGCAAUCCCGGCUUGUAAGCUGUAUGUGCGGGAGGUAUUCAAGGCUAUCAGCGCUGUUGCCAAGAAUUCAAGCUCUCUGUUCCAAUCCUGGGACCUUUGCGACAGGAACUUCAGGAAUGGAUUUUCUUGGACAAUUGGUCUGGUCACUUACCUUGGCGGUCGGAACAUCAUCUCUCUGUCACAAUGUUCAGUGACGCCUCCCAGAGGGCCUGGGGAGCAGUCUUGGUUAAAGAUGGCCUACGCCAGCAAAUACGAGAUUAUUGGAUCGACCUUGAAGGUGAUAUCAAUACCCUUGAGGCCAGGGCUUUGUGUAACGCUUUGAGCUCUUUUUUCCCUUCUAUCAGAAACGCAAGAAUCGAUGUGUGGACGGACAACGCGACUCUCCGAGCAGCCUGGGAAAAUGGCGGUUGUAGGAGUUCUCUGGUGAAUCAGGAGUUGAAAAAAAUAGAAGAAAUGUCUCGAGCAGGAAACUUUGUUUUGCAUUUGAAAUAUGUCCCAUCGAGUGAAAACAUUGCUGACGCGCCCUCCCGUGCUCUGACUGACAUUGAUUGUUCUUUGUCCGAGGAGGCGUGGGCCCGAGUUCAAGCGCGGUUUGGACCACACACAUUUGACUUGAUGUCUUUGGACAGCAACUGUCGCAGAGGAAGGGAUGGGAGCUUUUUGCCUCAUUACUCGCCUUGGCCGACUCCGUGUUCUCUGGGCGUUAAUGUUUUCGCACAACCGAUACCAAUGGAACAUAACGUCUAUGUCUUUCCCCCUUUCGUUCUCGUGGGACCGUUGCUGCGGUACUUUUUUGAUCAGCGCCAGCGUUUCGCUUUUACCAUCGUUGUCCCUCGUUUCCGCCCGCAUCGCUAUUGGUGGGCAAUACUCCAAGCAAUGGCAGUAGAUUCUUUUCUUCUUGGGCGGAAAGGUGACCCGGCCAUGUUGCUUUUCCCUUCCCGCACCUCCCCCGAUUUCAUUGCAAGGCCCUUGCCUUGGGAUCUGUGGGUUUUUCGUUGUGUCUGCUCCUGGUAAGCUAGGUAUUUAUGCUUGUCUCUAUAGAUCGAACGCCCAUGGAAGCCUGCCUGCCGAUGUCCCGCCUGCUCUUAUCCAAACGACAGUGACGCGAACUUUUGCCAGGCCUGCGGUACACCCCUGUCGCGUGAGCCACCGCAAGGGACCCGUCCACAUGCGGACAUGCCUUUGAUCAACAAGCGCUUUACAGAGUUCCAAGAAUCGUAUAGGAACAAACCUUAUGAACGGCAAAAGGACUCUUUAGAAGUUCAGCUGUCGAGUUUCUUGUGCUCUCUUGUUCCCCCGAAGAAAGUUUCUGCUGCAACCGCGGAAGACAUCGUAAAGUUUUUGAUUAGCAAGGAUGCUGCGGGAAAACAGAAACUCCAUGUGCGCUCUUGCUCUAGUAAGACCUGUAGUUGCCCUAAGCGUCUAGCGGCCGGAACUGUCGAUUCAUAUAUAGGGAAACUUAGAGCGAUUUUCAAUAGGUUAGGCCGUACAGGGUUUUCUAACCCGUUGGCACAUCCUUGUGUUAAGGAAUAUCUUAAGUUUGUAAGAGAGGAGCAAGCCCAGCAACCUUUGCCCCCUCGUCAGGCUGUCCCUUUGUUCUAUGACAAAUUCACCCGUUUAAUUGCCUAUCUUCGCGGGCUUAUUGCCGAAGGCUCUGCGCUUUCUCCUCUCAAUAGAUACCUCCUGGUCAGGGAUAUAACAUUCUUUGUUAUUGACUUUUACACUGGUGAUAGAGCAUCCGAUUUGGGCCGUUUGAAGGCAGAUCAGCUUUUUUCGCCUUAAGGAUAGGGAGGGGUUCCUUCUCAACUUUACGUUUAGUAAAACAAGGCGUGCAGGUCAGUUUCGCCCUUUUGCUCUGUUACGUAUUCCAAAUGUACCUGUCUGCCCGGUUUUUUGGUUGAACUAUUAUAUUGCCGCGUGUGGGGCAUUAGGUGUCCCUCUUCAUGGUGAGUACCUCUUUAGGUCUUCGGAGCAUAAAAAGUUUGUGUCACAUCGUCCGUUCGGAGGGUCAGCCGUAUCUGCACGGCUCCAAAAGUAUCUUAAGGCUGCCAACAUUAAUGACGGAGAGACCCCCACAGCUUUCGUGUAGGAAUUUCAUACACCCUCAAGGGUUUGGGAUGUACUCCGGAGCAGAUUGCUCAGUACGUGGGUUGGCGGAGCACAGAAAUGGCUUUGUAUUACACGCGCCGCUCCAGUGCUUCUGCUUCGUUGCAGUUGUUAGAACGGGUUACGCUCAAUCUUACUUCUACGAGCUCUCCGCCCGCCCUGCAACUUUCCCACCAAGGAAAUUUGCAGAGAAUUUCGUAUAGUUGAAUUAAUACAUCUUUCAUGACUAAGGGACCUUCAUCCCAGUACUCUCCGGUGGUUAUUAGUUUGUUGUCAGUUAAUAAAUCUUUAUUGAGUUAUGGAGUAUUGGGUGUUGAGUGUUGGGUAUUGAAAUUAUAAGGUCGAUGUGUUUUGGGGGGAGGGUCGGAGACCUAGGUUAUGGCAGGCUGCCUCAGGGAAUGGCAAGGAGCGGAUCUCUCUCCCAUAACUUAGUUUCGCGAUGUGUUAAGUGGUAGACAGUGAGGAUAUAGUACUAUUCUCACUGAAUAAUUAAUUAACGCAUCGCCAAACGACCGGUAAAAUACUCCGCCGUCCUUUGGGACGCAUCAAUGCACUGCGGGCUCCCCUGAUAAAUAGGAUACACCACGUGGCUUUGAUUUCACUGUGUCACAGCGCCGACCGCCGAGACGACUUAUCAAGGUUCGCCCCACCCUCCUCCCCUGGUGUUGGUUGACAACUCCUCACAUAUCGUGAUCUAUUCUUGCUGUCUACCUCUUUCCACAACAAUCCGCGGAUCUCUCUCCCAUAACUUAGUUUCGCGAUGUGUUAAGUGGUAGACAGUGAGGAUAUAGUACUAAGCAAAAUCUGUCAUCCCUGAAAAUAACGCCUUAUAUCUUUUUAUGAAAGCGCUCUUUUAGAAUUCAAUACAUAACACAGGACAGUCUACAAAGUUUACACCUCUGUAGUGUCAGCUCGUGAAGUUUUGUAUCUCCGCUGAAGUUUUGGACACAAAAUUGUCGGAAAAGUCAAAUUUUGAGACUUACUCGACUAAAGCACGAGUAUCAAGCAAAAUAUUUAAUUAUGUAAUGAGCUGCAAUGUUUUCAAGGAUUUUGGGGACGAAAGAUUUCCUUAUCUUUAUUUCCACAUUUUUAAAAUCACUGAAACAAGGUUUCAUUCAGAGCCCUUUUGUUACUUUUGAAUAAACAUUUUGUUCGCAGUCUGCGUGCCACACGUGCUCGUAAACGCUUUGAAUUAUGUGCUCAUCUUUUACCCAGUUAUGAAUAUCUCGUAAACCUGUCGAUAUCAGUCGUUGUACUUCAUACAUACGCUAUAAAUAAAUGCAUAAAAAUGAGCCCAAGGUGUCCCCCGCGACCUCAAUGCUAGUCCGAGUAUGAUCAGUCAGUGGUCAGCCGAUAAUGUUCGAAAAGCUCCGAUUUCGUCCGAGGCAGUCCUCACCAUCAGCGUUUUAAAAAAUCUCCAUUCUAGAGAGCGUUUCUGAAAAAAAAAUGCGUUUUUGUGACUGUUUUAUUUCACCGUGUACGUGUGUAAGUUAUACUAAACGGGACGAAAAAUUUCUCUUUGGAAACAACAUCGUACAGAGUAUGCGUGGACGAGGCCUUAAUUCUAUCGUCAAUGCUUUCCGUUAUUUAUAUUUAUUUUCCAUUUCAAUUCCCCGACUAGUUUCCAUCCAGUCAAAGCUAUCAUCUGCAGGUUGAAAUUUGCUUUUAUCAAGUUCUUGCAGUGACGCUAAAUAUCACGUGAAUGGCUUUCAUUGCUUUUCAUAGCACAUAUUUUACAUUAUGGCUGUUGCCAACGGGGAAGCAACUAUUUGAGUAUGACCGCGGGAAAAAUUCCAUCGAUACUUCAAAUUAAUUAACGCCCACGUUCGAUAUAUCAAGGGACAAAAUUGCAAAUUUUCCACGACUCCAUUGUCUCGCAAUUCCUCGAAGAGACUUGAGCGCAAAGAAAACCAAAAUCAGAUAUAGAAAUAUGACCAGAAAGUGCCGGAGUCAUGGUAAAAUUUUAAUAUAUCGAACGUGGGCUAUUACCCAAGACAGUUACCGAAAAAGUGCUUUAAUCUUUCUUUGACAGGUUAAUAAAAAGGAAUUGAAUGCUGAGCAGCUUACAAAAAUACUAGACUCAAGUCUGGACGAAAUAACUGCUAGUGGCAACCUUAACCAGAAACUGUCUUUCUUAUCAAGUGUUACCCAAGCUUUUGUACAACAAAAGGAAAGUAAAGAAGAUCCCAAGGCAAGCAAAGAGGUAAUUCUUACUUUUUUAAUGUCCGAUUAUUACUAAUAUUUUUGGUCUGUCAAAGCGUACCAGUUUGCUACUGGUCAGUUUAAACUUUUGCAUCUUAAGGUGAACCCUUCGUUUCCAGUCGGAUAUAUAUCGAACUAGCCAAUUUUUGAUUUCAUGGACAUUGGUUGGUAUAAUAAGCUUAGAAAAACAACUGUUUUCAAUCUAGAAUAACAAAUAUAUCGGAGUGUUUACGGUAGGUUUUCGGAAAACCCGUCCUUGAGUGGCCUUUGGAGAUGUAAUAAUUAUUUAUUUAUUUUUGCCUUUUUCAGUUCGUUGACAAGCUUGUUUCUGUUGCACUUGACAAUACUGAAGUCAAAGAGGAUAUGAAGUUGGGUGAUUUAACUCAGCUGUCUGGGACUCUCAGCAAAGCUACUUCCGUAGCCGAACAGAAUUCUAACACUGUGAUCGUAAGUGAAGUAUAAAAUUAGACGGAUACGUUACAUGAUUCCAUGCUAGCAGUAAAAUCCCGCGACCAAGAGCCGGUUUUUAAGAAUCUGUUAGGCUAAAAUUUGCCAGUUAGGCACCCUCUUUACAAAACCUGUUUAGCUAUAAAUUUGAAAGAGGUUCUUAAUUUCUACAAUCUUCAAAAAAUCCUGUAUUCUUUUUAGGAUCCGUUUUGGCGACAUGGGCGGGUGCCUAUCACAGUCCAACCGCAAUAUGAUAGUAUGCAGAUUUUAUAAAAGGAAUAAGCCGAAUACGACUAAAGGCUCUUGGUUAAUUACAAUGUAUUUUUUGUUCAGAAAACAAGAACCUAUUUAAGAACCUAACUAUUGCCUAAAUUGGUGCUUAUUAACAUUUAUGUAAGAACCUGUUUAGGCUAACUUGGGAAAAUACACGUUCCUAGUCGCCGGUUUCUUCCUGUAUUCACAUGUUAACGGCUUAGCUCUAUUAAGAACCUUCUAGGAAUAAAGUGACGAGUGGUUGCAAAACUUUGCGAUUUGUAAGUUGUGUAUCUUUGCAUGUACAACUCUGUACUUAACGACCGACUGUACAGUAUUGGGAAAAUGAGCUUUUAACAAUCAGUGUGAAAAUGUUAAGUUUUCUCCUGUCAAUUGUCAGUUCAUUUAACACGACGGGGCUCUGGGUAAAGGCUAGGCAUUGGUGUCAAUUGACAGGGAGUCUCGUCGAUAAGCUCAGACAGGCUUCUGACACCUCCUGUUCAAUAUUGUAAUUUUAGUAAGAUCGAACUAGUGGUCUAUUAUUAAUGCUGCGUUCUGAUUGGUUGAGCUACUACUAGGCAAUAUGUUGUAGCGCACUAGUAGCGAAAAGAGCUGGCUUUGAAAACCAAAACAAUGGCGGCUGAAUCGCGUUUUGCUAGCUAAAGUUGUUUUGUCUCGAUAUUUUUGACCAACUAGUUGGAUUUUACUAAAACAAUUAUUCCUCUCGCCCUCAUGGCCUCUGAGUCAAUAGCCCAUUUGGCCUUCGGCCUCAUGGGCUAUUGAUUCAGAGGCCAUUCGUGCUCGAGGAAUAAUUGUUAAAUAUCUUUUACGUACUAUGAAAGUAUUGUCGGCCGAAUGGGCCAUUGACUCAGAGGCCAUUCGGGCUCGACGAAUAAUUGUUAAAUAUCUUUUACGUACUAUCAUAGUAUUGUAAACUUACAUAUAAUAUUGGGCAACAAAUCUAUAAAUACAAAUAUAAUAUCAAUAAAUUAAUAAUUAUUUUUACGACAAAUUAACAGAAAUUAAUUAAUCACACCAUUAAGAACGGAUUAAAAAGACUAGCUCAGAUUCUGGAAUCCGUUUGUUGUGGAAGUUAGUACUGAACUCUAAACUUUCUGAGAUACGUAAAUUCAAUUACUUGCUUGAACUAAUGGGAGGCGAACCAGAAAGUCAUAUUCUUGGCUUGCCGCACACUGCUGAAGACUGCAAGGGAGCAAAGAAAGAUCUUAGAAAUUACUUAAGGAAAGGACACUGAGGUUCUCAAGGCAUUAAAGAAGGAUUUGGAAAAACUGCCUAACAUAUCGAGCAUCAAAAAAAAAAACAAAACAAAAGAGAUUGAUGAGUUUUACAACCAGUUGUCUAGAACUGUAAGAAGGUCUGAGAACCUUAUUAACACAAUGAAAAAAUUUCAAAUUACUCAAAGUCAUGUUUACAGCAUUAUGGACAAGCUCGGUCCAGUGAGAAACCCUAUCACAAAAAGAUGAUGACUGGGAAGUUUGGGGAUUAGAUGAGAGGAGCUAGUAGGAAACCUACGCAAGGAACUUAACAUUCCCCAUCAGCCAGUAAUCAGAGAUUAGACAGAGUCUGCAAAGAUGACGAAAGUGUAUGAUUGAUCAGUUAAUACCAGUUCUCAAGUACCUUCUUUGAAUGACUGCCUGGAAGUGGGACCCCCUUUACAGCUUAUCUUUGACAUUCUUCUCCAAAAUCGCCUGAAGUUGCUAUGUAUCACCGGAGACCUUCAAAAGGCCUUCCUCCAGAUUAACGUCGAUCCAAAGGACAGGGAUGUUCAUCGCCUCUUAUGGUACCAAAACCUUGAUUCAAGGGUAGUUAGAUAGCAUCGUUUCACAAGAGUGAUUUUUGGGUAAGGAACUAGUCCUUACAUUCUCUGGAUGACACUUAAAGAAACACAUGAGUCAGUCAGGUGGAGAUCACAGAGAUGAGCUGGUUACGUUCAAAGAGGAGGCCACAAGGAUUAUGGAAGAAGGUGUCUUUCACCUUCACAAAUGGCACAGUAACCUACUAGAGUUAGAGGGGCAUUAGAGACUAAAAGAAGAUGUACCCCUGAAGCAAGUACGAGUAAAGUUAGAGAUGGGAACUAGUCCUAAGGAGACAAAAAUACUGGGAGAUCCUUGGAACAACACAGAAGAUGAACUUUCUAUUGGCUUCAUGAAGCUGUUAGAAUCGGUUGCCGAGGGUCCUUUAACGAAGAGGAAAUUGCUAUCGGCUGUCAACGGUGUAUAUAACCCGCUGGGUCUUACAUCUCCGGCACUAAUCACAGGAAAGAUCCUAUGCAGCGAAACCUCAUUACACAAACUCAAGUGGGAUGAAAGAGUAUCCACGCAGCGUCGUAGACAGAGGUGUAACAAGAACUGUCCUUCGCCGCGCGCUUUGCCGAUGCCAGAAAGCCAGCAGUUUCGGCAGCUAUCUACAUUGUAGCAUUUCAUGCGAGUGCACUAGUUUGCAACAAUCUCCUUGUUGCAGAGUCAAGAAUAGCUCCAAGAAAUCUAUCAAUCCACGCUUGGAAAUUAUCGCUGUCCUUCCCAAACAGAUUAAUAGUCGACAUUAAGAGAGCUCUUUCAAAAACGGUUGGCCGAAACCCCCUGACCUAUCCAGAGUUUUAAGAUGUCUUGCUGGACGUAGAGAAGUGCAUGAACAACCGCCCACUUCUUAAUCAACGGGAAUAGUUUGAGCAACCAGUGCUUACCCCAAACACCUUCCUGAGGGGAAAACCAACCCAAAUCGUAGAGGAAGAUUUUCAGGCAAUUGGUGAAGAGAAAGUAAACAAAGCGAAGGAGAUUCUUACAGAAAAGCAAUGAGCAGCUUCAAAAGAGGUUUUUAAAAGAGUAUGUGUAUGCCCUUGGAGAAAGAAAGUGUGAUGCCGCUGCAUACAGUGCAAAAAUUCCAGACAAAGGAUCAGUGAUGUUGAAAAGUGAAGCAAAGGAUAAAGCAUCGUGUAAGCUUGGACGAGUCGUGGACAAGAUUAUUGGCAAGGAUGGAGAACUUCGCGGAUUGAAGCUGAGAAGCGGAAAUUGAUUUUUUUUUAUGUUGUUGAACCUCCUUUUCAACUUGUGCGUAACUUGGCAAUUGAAGGAGAGAAUCCUAAUUACAAGCUUAAACCCCGAAGCGGAAGUGUUUUUACCAACAGUGUGAUCAACCAGGAGGAUGAGAGAUUGUAAAUAAAGAGAUUGCAAGUAAGCGAGUCCGAGACAUUACUGCCCAAGAAGCUGAAGACGGUGACUGCCAUUUAAGUUGAUGAAAACUUAAAUGGGGGGAGGGUGUUGAGAUCGUUGAGAACAUUCGUGGCAGCUAUAUUAAGUGUUUUGUUGUAGCCUCGUUUAAAGUAUUUUUCGCAGACCCAUCAGUAGGGAAAGAAGACUAUGGGAAGCGGUUUUGACUUUGUUGCUGUUCGGCCUUCUACUACCUUUUACUUGUACUUGUGAAUAGGACUGUGUAUAUUAUCAACCUGUUGAGAUUUUCUGUGAACCUUUUCCAGUGUAUACUUAUAUUUCAUGCUUCUCUUUUAAACAGAACAAAGUUACCUCUUUUAUCAAGAGCGCGGCAGACUUAAUUCUUAACCAAACCAAGGAGGCCUCGAGUAAGGACAUUGAGGAAGCUUCAGAGGAAUUGUUCGGUACAGCAGUGAACGUCAUUAAGACCGACUCAUCAAAAUCAAAACAGGUACGAUCUACUACUACUACUACUACUACUACUACUACUACUACUACUACUACUACUACUACUACUACUACUACUACUACUACUACUACUACUACUACUACUACUACUACUACUACUACUACUACUACUACUACUACUACUACUACUACCACUACUACUACUACUACUACUACUACUACUACUACUACUACUACUACUACUACUACUACUACUACUACUACUACUACUACUACUACUACUACUACUACUACUACCACUACUACUACUACUACUACUACCACCACCACCACCACCACCACCACCACCACCACCACUACAACUACCACUACCACUAUUCAUGUUAUUAUUCAUUCAUAUACCACUAUUCACUAUUCAUUCCACUAUUCGUUUCCUCCUGUAUGAUUAUACGUGAUACUUUGUUAUUGUCAAGGAAAAGUAAUUUAAGUUAACCCUCGGACGUACAAACAAAUUCAUACCCCUACCGUGGUACAGGGAGGGGGGGUGGAUGGAACCCCUCCCGGGAGUUUUUGAUAUGUUGCAGUAUUUUGAAACGAUUUUACCUCCAGUGGAAAACCUUUGAUCUUCUUAACAAGAUGAGGUAUAUUUGAUGGGUGGUGGCGCUGCUGGAGGCCUGUGACGUCACCAACAAUGGUCGCCAUCUUGGCUGCCAUCUUAGAUUUUACUAAGAAUUAGAAAUCAGGAUAAAACCGCGAGCAAGGGUAAUUUUUUAUGCUUUACAUGAAAAAUAACACAUAAAUAAGCAUUUGCAUGAUUUUAGCUACAAGAUUUACUUUUAUUGUUCAAAAAAGUUGAAAAGACAUAUUUUCACCCAAAAUUGGCUUGACCACCUUCUACUUAUGAUGUCAUAUCCCGUAACCAUAGCAACUGACCAUCACUAAUCACCAUCAAAAUCUGCGUGAGGGAUGAACGAACAGCUAUUGAAAACGUCAGGUGCUGAUGUUUUCUCCACUAGGAAAAAACUCAGGAAAACCUUAUUGGGCGUGGCAUCCACCCCCCACCCUCCCUGUAAAAUGUCACGGUCAUGGAAAUAAAGCAAUUUAUUGCUAUUACUUACCCACCACUACCAUUACCACCACCACCACCAGCACUACUUCUACAGCCACUACCACUACCACUACCGCUACCGCUACUGCUACUGCUACCGUGACCGCUUUUAAGUAAUGUCUUGCUCGAGCAAUUAAACUUUUGCCGUAAGCAGAAAGCAGACUGAUCAUGAUCAAAGUGUUCAGCCGAUAACUUUUAAAAUCAUCACCUCAAUGAGUUGUCUACUUGAGAUACAAUCAUGUGACAUUCGUCAGCGGAUACCCUUUUUUGACAGCUGUCAAUUGCCCAUAACAUGGAUGUUCAAUACCAAGUUAAACAGAGCUAGUAUAGGCCUUGGACCCCGAGCUAGUAAGUGUGCUAUUUCACAUCCAUUAACAUGAAGGGGUGGACGUACGGCCGUAGUUAUGGGCGGUUUCGUCAGAACCAAAACUAUUUGGAUGCAUAGGUAACCAAAUUUUCUUUUGCAUGGUGCUCUGCUGCGCGCGCGCAACAAAAGAGCUCUGCUAUGAUCAAAAAUUAUCAUCGUCCUCAAAAGUUACAUGUAAAUGGUCUGACCCAGAGGAUGAAAAAAGUCUCACAAGCUGAUCACAAAAUUUUGUUUGUAGGAUUCUUCAGAUAGCAAUAAUACACAAGAAGCUGUCGGUACAGUGAAAAAAAUUGGAGCAGCUAUACUGACCACUAAGAUCGAUGGAGAAAAACAAACAACAAUUAAGAAGGAAUCUUUCGCUCUGGCAGUUGAGAGGUACAAAGCAGAUGACAUGAGCAAUAAAACCAUCAAUUUGGAUGGCAGUGAGGUCAUUUUGCCGGCAAAUUUUAAAGCCUGCGUCAAUAAAUCAAGUGUUAAUCGAAUGGUAUGUUUACCAAUUCACUUCUUUCCAUUGUUUCGUAAAAUUUAUCUUCAAUGAGGACUAUCUCUUACCCUGUCAUGUCCUCGAGACUAGCUUUAGCUGACACCCAGAAGAAAGGGGGGACACUAUGGUCGAUUGCCUAAUUCAGAACCUCUAAGGAGAAUGAGUACAAGCCUUGAGUGCAGUAUUUUUGGGAUCGAUUGGGUGGACGGAGCUGUUAUUGGUCGAUGGUGUUCAAUGUGACCAUUAACCAAUCAUAUGUAACGCUUGUUAACCCAAGCAAUCCCAGAAGUCUUUGCGUCUAAAGUUUCUCCCCUUUUGGGGGACUUAGGACUGUGCGCGGCGAAGGUUCUUAAUCCCUGGCUUUAUUCAAAGGUAACGGACAAUUGAAACUUGGUACACUUUAUUACGAUCAAAUACGAAAAAAAUACACGUCAUUUGAGAUCAAGUGAGUAAUGCUGAAUUGUUGAAACCAGGCGUUUUUAUUCUCUUUCAAAACAGGGAUAUUGUUUUUCUUCUGGAGGUUUCUUAAUGUUUUAACGCCUAGUUCAGAAUUUUACAUAAAUCCGUGUCCUCCAAUGUAGCUUGUAGAAUUUAAAGCAGGCACUCUAUUAGAAGGAUCAAUUGCAAAGCCUGCGGCUCCAAGUAAUAUAUUGAUUUAGUCAAGGCUAAACGUAAAACAUCCACUAAUAUACAUACUUUUAAUUACUGAAAACCAAAAAACGAAUAAACUUCAACCUAUGCAAAGAAAUCCAGAAACUUAUUCAAAACUGAUUAAAAACAAAGAAUCCCACCCCCCACCUCUCCUCUUUGAGAAGCGAAAGGCCCAUGGAAUUUAAUGUUUUAUAAAGGCUCGUUGUCAUUCUCGAGACUGUGUCUAAAAGGGAUUCUACCCGAAUGAUAAAUUAAGCCGAUUUUGUGUUUAGAUUAUGUUUCCCUUGCAAAAUCGGAUCAACAAACCCAUACCAAUCCAACACUGUUUUGAAUGUACUUACAAACUAUUUUUGAAAACUGUUUUCAACCUGUUUUGGGAAAUAGGUUUUAAAUAGGUCGAAAAGUGUAUUUUUAAUGUAUUUUUCGACGGACUUUUUAAGGUCUUUAAGGUGUUUAAAAUGCUAUUGAAAAAUAGUUUUAAAAGGGUUCUAAAAUUCUUUUCAGUAAAAUAUAUAGAAAAUUCCGGGGCUUUUUCAAAGCUUACAAGAUUUUUAAAGCAGUUUUUAAGUACCUUUUAGUUAUAAAUCGGAAUAAAUACAGGAUAAAAACCGUUUAAAAAACAUAACCGUUAUUUGUAAACUACCUUUCAGAUUAGACAUCACAAUAUCUGAUACUAAGUAACCUUUACUGUAAAUUAUACUUCCUGUUUCUUCUGACGAAAAGACCGAGGAAGGUGGAUAACAUUUAACAUUUCCUCCUAUGAAUAACCAUUAUUUUGUAGUCUACCCAAACUGCCCUUUGUGUGUUGUUUAUUCAUACGACUAAAUAUACGCUAUAUUUAAACUACAAAUUAUAAACUUAACAACAAUACAUAACAUUUUCCAAAACGGCGAAGUUAUUUUUGGCAAAGUUACGGUUUCUGUUGGUAGGGUAAUCGACAAAUCGUUUAUGUAAGUGAGGCCAGAAACAGUUAACUCUCCAGCAAAAGUCUGCAUGCUUCAACUUUCACUUUCGUUAAACCCCAUGGCCAAGUUUUCCUCAACUCAAAAACCAAAUAAAGAAAUCAGCUUAGAAUAACAGAAGAGUCUUGAUAGCAGCUAUAUUUCAUUUUUAGCGGCAGUGGAAAAACACGAAUAGUUAAAAAUUUGAAAUAUUAAAAGAUUUUUCCUGUAGUUCGCCGUAAGAGCCUGAACUAACAGACAAACGCAGCCAUCGAUGACUCCCUGUGCGACACUUUCCUCUAGAAAAAGAGCCUUGUAGACAGCAAGUAUUUCAUUUCGUGGCGGAAAUACAGGAACACGAUAAUUUAAAAACUUAACUGAAAUGAAAAAAGACUUCAGUUGUCGGCAAGUAGUCUGUCGGCCAACAAUUUUCUAGAUACAUAAGUUUUCACUCAAGAACUCACAUGCCAAAAUUUUGACUAAGCGGAGAGGGGGGAGAUUAGGUUGUUCCUGGAGUGUGACCAACAGCGUGAUCAAGCAAAAAGUAAAGCUUUUUAGAAAUAUAUUUCCAAACGUUUUAUCGUGAGCCGACCACAAGAAUUAGAAACUUCAAUCUAGAUUUUUACUCGAGCAACUCCGUUGGUUACCCCGAAAAUGGUUAAUUUUGCGCCAAAACGAAACGCAAAGUAUAUGUCUGGGACUCCCUUCCCUACCCUAAUGAGAUUUUUUUACCUCUACCUCCAGGUUCUGUACGGGAAAACGAACGGUGAACGCUGACGUCAUAAGCAAAUUUUCUGGCGUCGAUAGGUCUCUAUUUUCUAUAAGCUAUGGGGCUCCGCUGACCACGCCUCGCGUGCGCUCGCGUACCCCUGGGAUUUGACCCCUGGCGAGGCUUUUGCGUUUGAGAAGUCGAGUUGAACGUAAACAAUUUCCAUGCCAGGGGAAACCUGAAAACAGACCUCUAUUUGCUGCAAACCAGGAAUAAAGGUACGAUGGUGGAGCUACCAAUAAAAAAGAAGACAAGAGAAGAGAAGACAAACAAUGGUCAAUAAAAACUAGUUAGCAUCUGUUCUAGGAACUCGGACGCUUUUACAAGUAAAAGCAACAGGAAAAUUUAUUGGGUCAACCUUUUCUUUUUUUCAGAGCCUAGUAUCCGACCAAAAUCUAUUCUCAGGUGGCAAGGGAGCAGGUCAAGUAACAGACAAAGUUGUAAGCUUGUCGUUUACCGGGUCAAAGGAUGACGGAAGUGUUGACGUUGGUGGUAAAGAGUGCACAGUGGAAGGUCUGGAGGAGGCAAUCAGUGUUAGUUUACCAAGAAAUAAUACCUCUAAAAAUCCUCCGGAGCAAGAGGGAAAACUUCACUCUGCUAAGUACAGUAUACAUGAAUUUAACAUAACAGAAAAUGCAUCUGCUGUGACUGUUCAAGUAGCUUGGAACAUCAGUGUUGUAGUGCAGAUUUACAUUAAAAAGGGAAGCAGACCGAGGCCAGAAGAAAGCGUUUACGACUUCAACGCAACAUUUCGUUUGGGAGGGCGCUACAGUGAUGACUCAACAAACUUCUCUCUUUGUAAGCUUUUUUUAUCCAAUGAUGAUUUAAACUGGACUGCCGCCGGUCAGUAUUUUGUGAUGCUGGGAUAUACGAAAAAUGACUCUCUACCACUGGAAGAGCUGGAUAAGAUUGGAUCUGACGGCACUGUGCCCUACAAUUUUUCCAUGUAUACGUCCAAGUGUAUGUUCUAUGACGAAAAAAAGAACAUAUGGUCAACAGACGGGCUUAAGGUAAGGUUGAGGAGGAAUAUCAAGUAUUCCUAUUGAUUACAGACUUGAGAAUUACAGACAUUUGAUUACAGACUUGAGAAUAAAAAAAUAAUUAGGGAAAAACGUUUUACACAACGUUUUGAUGUGGUUAUAACAUCAUUUUUAAGUGGAAAAAUAAAGAAAAAAAAUUGUCUUAAUAUGCAGGGAGGCAAUAAAAAUAGCGUAACUCAUAUGUUUUCGCAAGGUUGGACAGUGUAUCUAACCAAAUAGUCUUUCGCGGUUACACAGCUAAGGCGUAAAAUAUAACAAUGGCGUAACUCAUACGCGUUAGACAGAGUUUGAAACAGCUUUUUUUGCGAAUGGAGUCCCAAUGUGUGUUCAAAGUAGGCUUUCGGUUGUAAGGUUGAAUUUCGUAAUUCUUGCGUUAAGUUUGAAUUAGCGCAAUAUACAUUUGGAGCUUCAUGGUAUUACUCUCAAUUUUCUGAGUCCUUGGGGUCAAUAUUUUUACCUCCUGAGUCCCUAGGCCAGGCUCAAAAGAUGUACCUCACAGGAGCCGAACUCAGUCAAUGUAAAGUGUAGCCUACGACUCAGCUCUCCAACAAUGGCGAGCGAGGCGAGAGAACGCGCGAGUGAGAGCUAGCCCGUCGCACUUACGCCUCCUUUUCGACUUGUAGCUCUUGCACGACUUCUCGCGACUCCCCCAAAUAAGUAGUCUGCUACACAGCCGUUAUUAGUGUCGUAGGAGCGUUGCGUGACGACACUAAUAACGGCUGUGUAGCAGCGUACCAAAUAAGGAGCCUUAUAACUCGUAGGUUAGAGAAGUGCAGUUUUUAACCUAUUUAAGGUCGGCUGAUUAUAUUUUGGUCGGCUGAGACGUUGUUCACGGCUGAAGAAAUCGUGACAAACCACUCAUCCGGGUCAAACACGCCCUUCAAAUGAACCGAACUUAAUUUUAAUUAAUUUUCCUUGUAAAGAAGCUGAGAAAAACGACCGGUCGCGUGCUUUUAAAAAAAAUUGACUGAAUUUAGUUCGACAAUAUUUGAGCUAACGGCGAACUUAAUAGUUAUGGUCAACCAAAAUUUAGGUGUUAUGCAUGCGAUAUACAGCGCUUGAACCAGGCCCUAGUCUUUUUAUCGUUACACAUGAGCUAGCACUAACUCUGCUCUAAGUAGGUAACAAAUCAGCUCACAUCUACAACAUAAAUGUUGGUGAAAGAAUGAGAGAUGGUAAAUUUUAAGCUUGGUGAGACAAAUGUGAAAAUGAAUAAUCAGCAUGUCACGAGCGUGGGACAGAGAAAAAAUCUGAGUCCCCGACAGGAUUCGAACCUAUGAUCACCUGUUUAAUAUUCUUUGUCCCACGCUCGUGACAUGCUGAUUAUUCAUUUUCACAACAUAAAUGUUGCUUUUUCUCAGUCUGGGUACCUAAUCAUUAACAGUACCAUUUUGCUAUAUUUUGUGCGAACGUUUGCCUGGAAUGCUGGGCAAUGACACAUUGCGACUCUCACAGACGUCAACUCGAAAGCCUUCUAACACCGAUUUUCAGUUUUCAGUUUAUUGAAAUUGUCCUUAAAUUUUGAUGGAAUGUGUUAUCUAUGUCCGAAAUGUAAAAAUUGGCAAGGGGGUCACCGAAUUUGGUGCGGAGACAAAAUGGCCGAAAAAUCCUCCUAAUUUUACCGCUGAUGUGGCUCUGAUCUCUAUGAAUCUAAACCCAAUGCAACGAAUCAUUGAAAUGCGAUUUUAUCAGUAUACCGGUAAUCUGCUAGUAAGCAAGAACAACAGAUUUUGCAUAGUAGCAUUUUAGGUUCGCCACAAAUUCAAAGUUUGAACCGGCAGCUGAACCGGGUGCACACGCUAGGUGGAUGACUUGAAAUUUUAUAUUGCGCACAAAACAAUUAGAGUAAAUGUUUUUAAGAUAUAGCAUCACUGCUUGUUGAACAAAGAACACACCUACGAUUUUAAGAUAUUAGAAUCGUUAGUGAUGUCGAUUUAUUAAUUUUUGUUUAAAAUUCCUCAAGGUGGGUCCUAAAACUAAUUUGAGGUCUACCGAGUGCUUAACAACACAUCUUACAACAUUCGGAUGCAGCUUCUUCGUUCCACCAAACAAGAUCAACUUUGACAAGCUAAGCGUGCAGCAGCUACUGGAUAGCCCACACGCCUUGAUUUUUGUCUGUGUGAUCCUGGGCCUCUACCUGAUAUGUCUCAUCCCUGCAAGAAGAGCAGAUAAAAGGGAUGCGCUUCAGGUAGGCUGUCAUAGGUAGAGCCCGGGGGGGGGGGGGCACUUGGGUAUUUUUUGGGUGGGUAUGUGCCGCUCGGGACUCCAAAUUGGCACCCCGUGCUCGAAAAAAUUUCCCCCAAAAUUGAUACCCUGUUCUAGAAAUGGGCCAAUUUUUUAUACCCCGUUCUAGAAUUCGCCCUAAAACUGAUACCCCUCUCUAGGAAUGGGCCAAUUUUUUACACUCCGUUAUACAAAGUUUGUAAAUUGAAAUAGCCCUGUCUUUUUAAAAAGAUAUUUCUUUAUUUGUUCUACUUAUACAUCAAAUAAAUGCUUCUUCAUAAUUAGCAACAAUUUUAAGCAGAAGAUAAGCCGUGAUCUACAAUUUUUUAUACCCCGUUCUAGAAAACGAUUCUGAAAUGGAUACCCCGUUCUAAAUCAGGAGCUUCAAAAUCAGGACCCCGUUGGGCGGCACAUACCCGUAUAGGUAAUGUAUGGGAGUACCCUCCCCGGAAGGUAAAGCAAUAGAUCAAUUUUCAGGUGACGGCUAUCUUGAAAACUUGCCUAAGAAUUGCUUGAAUAUAGAUCGCAUUUCCACAGUACUUUUUAAGCAACUUCGAUCUGCCGUUAAUAUUGAUCUCAAUGUGCCAUAUUAUCGCCUUUUUAGAGGCCUUAUUUGCUUUUCUGGGAGCAAAACGUUGGUACUCACUUCCCGUCAAUUUAAAAACUAUUCCUUCAGCAAAAAGGCUUUUAAGAAAAAACUAUUUAAACUGCUUUUAAACCGACAGUGAACUUAAAACAUUUAGACACUGUAAAUAGUUUUUUUUUUUACAUAACUUUUAUUUUCAAUUUUAUACAUUUUCCCUUUCUACCACGAGUUUUAUUAUACCCACUUUUGUAUAUCGCUGCUGAAAAGCCCUCUUUAGGAAGCGCAAUAAAUGUAUGUAUGUCACGUGGUCUUUAAAGCGAUAAAGAAACCAUGUGACAUUACGUUUAUCCCAUGCACGUGCAAAAAUAGCGGUUAUCUUGAACAAUGUCUAUCUUUUGUGUUUCUUUUCCUGACAAUAAACUACAACCGUCGGUAUGAUGGCAACAGUAAUCUACUGUAGCCGGCUUUCAUGGCGAGUUAUUUAGGUCCCGUUUAUAUUAAGAAAACAUAUCUUGGGUAGAAGGUCACUCGCCUGACCGAGCUAUCCUCUGGUUGUGCUUUAAUUAAUGUUUUUUUUUUAACACGAUUUCUUUCCUUUUAUGUCUUUUGAAUACUUGAAGACCGGAGUCACACCACUUCCAGACAAUGAUUCUCGAGAUACGUAUUGUUAUGAGAUACACGUCCACACAGGAUUUAUUCGUGGAGCAGGAACAAGCGCAGAAGUGUCAAUUGUGUUAACCGGAGGUCUUGAAGAAACCGAGCCGCGAGUCUUGAAAGACCCUAACAGGAAAAAUUUUAAAACAGGUUUGUAUUUUUUCGUAAAAUCUAAACUUAAGUUAAACGGUGUUUGAAGUACUUGCAUGGAGUUCAGAACGAAAAAAAAAAAGAGAAAACCCUAUAAACAAGCACCAACAGGCUGAAUCUUAAAUCUUGCUCCUCUUGGGGUCUCCCAUAGACCAGGCAGUAGGUUAAGCGCACCCCAAGUACCUAAUCUCGUCAGUCCCUGAUCUCAGUUGCGAAUAUUCAAUUUACCAACUUGAGAGCAUACCUGCAGAGGUUUCACCGUUUUAUUCGUAAGUAGAGUCGACGAAUCAUUUCUUAACUUCAUAAAAUGUUGUUAACGUCGGAGUUGACUGUAAGUCAAUUGAUAACUUUCUUACGCUUUUCAGGCUCUGUGGAUCCCUUCCUACUCACUGUGCCCCAGUCACUUGGCAGCAUAAAGCAGAUCCGGAUAUGGCACAAUAACGGUGGGAAUUACCCCUCGUGGAAUCUCCUCAGGGUAAUGAUUCAAGAUCUGCAGACCGAUCAACGAUGGUGGUUCGUCUGUGAUGAUUGGUUGGCUGUCGAUGAAGGCGAUGGCAAAAUCGAGAGGAUUCUGUAUCCUGCUUCCAAGAAAGACCUGACCAAGUUUAACGUACUGUUCACAUCUGAAGUGAGGAAAAACCUAACUGACGGCCAUAUUUGGUUUUCAGUUGUUGCCCGGCCGGCGCGAAGUAACUUUACUCGCGUGCAACGUUUGACCUGCUGUUUGUCGAUUCUCAUGACGACGCUGAUUGCUAACGCUAUGUUUUACCAAGUGGGAGAAAACGAAACGCCUAAAAAUGCCAUCAGGAUAAUGGGAUUUAGUUUUUCCAUCCGGCAGGUUUCCAUUGGAAUCAUGAGCAGCAUGAUCGUCUUUCCAGCAAAUCUAAUCAUUGUGACCAUAUUCCGAAAAGCCAAACCAAAGGCAAGCCAAUAUGAAGUGAAGUCAGGACACAUUGAAGGCGAAGAUGUAGAUAUCGAGGCCGGUGAGGAAAAGAAAAAGAGUCCAAAGAAGUUUGCUUUACCACACUGGUUCGUGUACGUAGCAUACGUCAUCGCAUUUAUCGCCACUUGUACAUCAGCGUCAUUUGUGAUCAUGUAUGGAAUGGAGUUCGGACCAGAAAAAUCUGCACGGUGGCUUUCAUCAAUAACGAUAUCUUUCAUACAAGACGUGCUCUUUCAACAGCCCAUUAAAGUGUUCAUCAUGGCAACCCUGUUCGCCCUUCUUAUAAAGGACCCGAAAAAGGCCGAGCAAGAGUCGUUUGGGGACGCAAACAUCCUCGCGAACGAUGAGGAGUGGCUGCAGAAAAACACUGAGGAUCUCGAUCCCGAAACGCAACAAACUCUCAAGCAACUGAUAAAUGAUAAACCUCCAGACGAGGCUAAGCUAGAGAUAGCGCGCAAGUUAAGAAUGAAAGAAAGACAAAUGGAAUCCAUCAUUCGGGAAAUUGCAUGGUAUUUUAUCUUCCUACUGGUCCUCCUGACAAUCGCUUAUGGCAACCGAGAUCUGACAACUUCCAAGGUGACUAAAUACAUGAAGGACACAUUUGAAGAUAGCGUUCAUGGGGAAAACGUUACAUACGGAAAGGUAAGUGCUUCUAAGGCUAAGUUCACACUAUACCGAAUAGCUUUGGGCCAACACGAGAACCAUAACGGAUAGGGCUUCUAUUCACACAUAAGAACUGUGAUUUCCAACCGCAUUUCUGUAACGUAGCGACGUUGCGCCGUGCCGCGCCGCGCCGAUCUCGAAAGUGGAGCGUCACAUAUAGGAUAGGUCCUGUGCCGUACUUUGGUCCAGUGUGAACAGAUAUUCCUUAUAGCUGGAGUGAAUAAGCAGCUAGCGAGGACUGGAAGCCACUGAGAGGGUAGAAAAUAUUCGAGGGUAGCGAUUAGGAUUGAUCCGGGGGUGUACCAAACCCUCUUGGCCAACCGCUCCGACGCGAUUUUUAUGUGUGUAAACGGUUUGACCCAGGCCUUUGCUCUUCAUACCAUAUGGGAUAGCUUUUAUUGUCGACACGAAAUGCUCUCCGGUAAAGUGUAGACACAGCCUAAGCCUUUGCACCUCGGGAGCUCGUGGGUUUGAUAACAGAAGCUGGACUUGUCCUAAGGGCCUUUAAAAAAACUGGGAAGAAGGUAGAUGUUGGCUUUUCACUGCUGCACAUGGCUUGUCCUUCGCACUGAAAUAAUCUCGUAGCAAUAGAAUAGUAAUUAUGUCACCAUCAGGGCCGAGUUGUUCAAAGCUGGGUUAAGAUAACCAGGGUUAGUGCGAGAUUUGAAUUAAGAUUUGAAAGCUUAAAAAACAUGUCAGUUUUAUUUCUUUUAGUCUGCAAGAUGAUGAUUGGAAGUUCUAAAAAUAACAGAGAAAAUUAUCCGAGAAAAUGCUUUUGAACAAAAGAAAAAGAAACCAGGGUUAAAUUUAACCGCUAGUCGGCCUUUGAACAACUGGGCCUAGGAGUUACAUAAACUUUGUCGUCUGUAGCACUUGAUGCUAAAUACAUUCUCACUUAGCUAGUAAAGUCAACUAGUAUACGUAAAAUUAACAAUAUUGUUACUAGUGACAUUUUGUGGCUGCCGGAGCUAGUAGGCCUUAUUGACGGAACAAAGCCGAGAACAAUCCAAAAGUAUUUAUAAUAAAAAUUCAAGGAAGUAAAAAUUUGGCAACAAAUAAAAUACGCGUAAACUGGUUUCAAAGAUCACUCGGGCAAAAUUUCCUUUAAAGGUUUGCAUCGGUUUCGAAUUUCAUCAGUGAGGGCAAUUCCUGAAGGAUAAAAACGAUCAUUUCACGAUCACGAUCAUGUUCGUAAUGGCCAUUGAUAUUUAUAUGUGUUUAAUUCAAUUGGUUUCAGGUGCACCAGAUUAGCCAUUACUGGACUUGGAUUAGAACUAUAUUCAUACCUUAUCUGAUGCCUCGUAAAUACUACAAUAACAAAACAGAUUAUGACAGAAGAUUCCUUGCAGAUACUCCAACGGCCUUCCUUUUAGGCGUGGUCCGACUCAGGCAGCUCAGAAUCAAGAAAGGUAUGGACAUGUGAUUUGAUUUACUUUUUUUACUAAAAAAAAAGAUAACCAUGGGGGUUAAGAGCGGAUUCUCCAGUUUACCCACGGCAGUAUUUAUAGCUCAGAUAUUUCACUAUAUUUGCCAGUGGGGCCAAGCAAAUAAAUUAAAGCAAACUAAAGAGGGUGAAAACCCCCGUGAACUGGCCGGAGGCAAACUAGUUAGCUAUUUACAAGCGUAGCCGGAGAUUUGAACUCGGGACUAACGUGGACUGAACAAAUCCAGCAAGUGGUUAGGGCGAGGCUUGAACUCAGCACCUCCAGAUUUCAAGUCCAGUGCUCUAAACGUCCAACCAGGCCGCCUACACUUUAAGACCAUCCUUCCUCCAAGGUCUCUCUUCUUCUGACGAGAAAGAUUUAAGGCCUUACCUCCAGUUGUAUGUCUUAUCUUGUAUACAGUGCAUUUUCCCAACGAGUUUCAUUUGGUGGAUGGUAUCUAAUACGGAAGCCCUUGCUGUUAAAGGGGAUGAGUAAAAAAUUGCAGUCUUAUUUAUCUUGUCAAGAAAUUACUUAUAAACAAGAAAACCUCAGCCUCUUGAGAAACAAGACAGUAUACCAGCCUCGUUCCCAGGGAUCUCUCCUACCCGUCCCUACGGAGGGUAGGGAAGGGAUAGAGAACAGGAUAGAGAACCUGGAAACCAGAUUGGACAGUAUACAUCUUAAUAUCUACAGUUAGAUUUAAAAAAUAUAGAUUUUGAAAAGGUUUGUUAACUGGACAGGUCUCGAAAAUCCCAAUUGCAAUCCACUUUUCCCAUCCGUGUUUUUCAACUCAGUCUUGAAUUAAAUACUCGUUUUUAAUCUCAAUCUUCUUGCAAUGUUUUCAUCUCGGGAUAUUGAUCUCUGUUGCAGAUACCUGCGUUUUCAAACGUUACUUUUUGUACUUCAUCCACGAGUGCAAUGAUUUCUAUAGCAUUGAUGAGGAGGACAGAGGCUCAUAUCUACCUGGCUGGAAAGUCAAACCUAUGACAUCAAAUCAAAGCCUGCUUACGAACAGUAAACCAGACCCUUGGAUGUACCAGACGGGCUCACAACUGAACACGUAUCCGUACUGGGGUUACAAGGCGACAUACAGCGCCGGGGGUAAGAUAAGGUUGUUAUGGUGUGGUAAUUAGGGAGCUUAAUUAGGAAGCAGGAGGCUUCCAAUCUUAGAUCCGACACUAAUAUUAAUAUUCACACAUUGAGAAAAGGCGCAUAAAUAAAUUGAUAAAGUACACUUCAAUGUUGCUAAAGCUCGUUCAAUUUCACUGCAGGUUUUGUCCAGGAAUUACCCAAUAACGAAAGCGAGGCCCUAAAUGCAAUCCAAAACCUGAACGACACUAAUUGGCUGGACCGUUACACUCGAGCUAUCUUCUCCGAGUUUGCCAUUUACAAUGCCAAUACCAACUUGUUCAGUGUGGUGACUCUAUUAUUUGAACAACUGCCAACAGGAAGUCUGACGCCCUACCCAAGCAUUCUAACGCUCCGUCUCUUCCGGUAUGUCGGUGGUGAAAUGUACUUCGUCUUGACCUGCGAAAUUGUAUACCUCUUGUUUUGUAUAUAUUUUGUAUUUAAGGAGAUAAAACAGUUUGUAAAGAAAGGCAAGGAACAUUUAAAGAACCCGUGGAGCGUACUGGAAAUCUUCCUGACAUGCCUUUCCUUGACUGCAGUGGGCUUGUACUUUGCCAGGCUGGCUUUCACCAAGCGUGCGUUAAAAGCAAUGAAUAAUAAUCUUGGAACAAGCUUUGUAAGUUUCCAUUACACUGCGUUCCUAGACGAGUGGUUCAAGUGCAUAAUCGGGAUCAUCGUUUUCCUCUCGUUCCUGAAAGUGUUUCGUUUGCUGCGUUUCAACCGACGAAUGUCAAUGCUUCAGCAAGUUCUAAAGCGAUGUUUCACCCAGUUGAUGUCUUUUAUGAUUAUGUUUGCCCUAGCGUUUCUCGCAUUCGCAUUGCUUGCAACCCUUGUUUUUGGGCAGAUCAUGGAGGGUUUUGGAACGUUCUUGGAUAGCUGCGCUUCUCUAAUGGACACAUUACUCGGUAAGCCUGCAUUGAAAGAAAUGUCUCAAGCCAAUCGUAUCAUUGGACCCAUCUUCUUCUACAGCUACACAGUGUCAAUAGUGUUUAUCCUCAUCAACAUGUUUGUCACCAUAAUUAAUGAUACUUUUACUGAGGUUCGCAGUGAUGUAGAAAAGCAGUCGAACGACUAUGAAAUAGUAGACUUUAUGGUUCACCGCCUGAAGAGAAAUAUUGGCAAAACAGUCGGCCACGCCAUUCAUCCCAUCUACAAAGAGCCAAAGUCUGAUCUGGAGCUCAAGUUUGACAAAAUCGUCGACGACGCCGACAAUGUCAUCCAUUUUAUGAGAAACAUUACAUUUGAAGACUUCCGUAAAACUCGAUGGUUCCAAAACGAAAAAUGCACUGAAAAGAAGAAAAACCUGAUACGAUUGUUAAUGGAAGUGGACUGGGAUUAUUAUGAAGAUGAGCUCUGUGAUUCCAUUCCUGUUUUUGAACGGUUUCUUAGCAAACGUAGCGAAGAGGAAUUGGAGGCAAUGCUGCAGUCCUAUAGACAAAAGCGUAUGGUGGAGGAUCUGGUAUUCGAUAAAAUCAAUGGUGAAGAUAGCUCCUCCCAAAGCGACAGUGACAGUGAUGAUAGCAGCGACGGCCAUGAUAAUACAAGCGACGAUGAACAAUCGAGUAACGACGAAAAUAGAUUGGAAACUGAGCCUUAUGCCGAAAGUGACCGACGCCCGUCAACUUCAACAUACAGUACUUCAUCAACGAGCUCAGCUAAAGUUCCAGGAACUGCAGCUAGAGUGUUGACUCCUGCUCUAAUAAAUACUGAUGUGAGACCAGAAACUGUAGUGGAAUUAGAACAACAUGUUGAGGAAAACAGGAGGAAAAGUUCAUUUGCUGAUCAGGGAGUGUCUGACAAUGAACUUUUGGCAAUUCUUGAGGACGUACAGCGCGAUGUACAAAGUCGGUGCGCCACAGACGCGGAGUUGGACAGCAUUUUAUAUGAAGAUACGUUCACUCCACGGAGAUGCGACAGUAAUCCAGAAACCUCCUUCGCAGACAAGAAAACGAAAAAGCGAAAGAAGACUGCAGAAUUGCCAGUCGAAGAAAAGACGAUCAAAGAAGCUUGGGUUACCGUAAGUCUUACCGCUAAAGAACCCGACGACGCAUACGAAAAUACGACAGAGGGAAUGGAUGGUGAACAAAAUGCGAAAGCUAAAAACAAAAUGGGAACCGAAACUGCUUCUGAAGUAGAGGAGAAACAAAACAAACGCGUAAAGAAGAAAGGAAAGCAAAAUGGAGAGGACCAUAUGAGUGCCGUAGAAGACGGCGAAAGAAAACUAGACAAAACUGAAAAGAAAAAGAAAAAGGGUCAAGAUGGAGUUGAUGUGGGUGCCGAAGAUAACUUGCAAGAAGAAACAAGAGACGGUGGAGGAACUAAGAGGAAAAAGAAGAGCGCAGCUUCGCUGAGUUUAGAGGUUAUUGGCGAAAGGGAUAAAAAAGAAAAGACCGGACCUGAGGAAACAAAGAAGAAAAAGAAAAAGAAAACCAUAGCUGAAAAAGCCAAAGAAGACAACGGCGAGAAUGGCAGCGAGGAGGAAGUCGAAAGAGAAUCCAGAAAGGAAAGCAUGGAGAUAUCCGCAGCAGACGAAGAGAGACCGAGAGAGGGUGAGAGGAGGAAGAAGAGAAAAAAGAAACAAGAAGCUAUGGAAGAAAAAAGAGAAGAAAAGACAAAGGGAGACGUCGACGAGGAAACAGAAACAAAGAAAAAUUCGAACGAGUUCAGUGAAAUGUUUGAAGAAGUGUUGGGCUCUAGCUGCGAAGAUCAAACCGGGCUAAAAAAGAUAAAGAAAAAAGGCAAAGCAAAGAAAAGACUGGUCUUGGAAGGGGAAGACGGGUCAACUUUGUUUAAAUCUGGCGACACUAGUUAUGGAACAGGGGAGGAGCAAAAAGAAAGAAAGUUUUCGUUGGACGAAUCCAGUGUUGAAAGGAAGGAAAGCGUAGCAUGA
Messenger RNA from Porites lobata, 55639 nucleotides. NCBI's taxonomy places the organism in Eukaryota, Metazoa, Cnidaria, Anthozoa, Scleractinia, Poritidae. The record is from the annotation of a GenBank genome assembly.